GACUCCGCCCACCGGCCGGCCUGGUAGUUGCGCGCAUGCGCAGUGCUGGGCCCGCCCCCGCUGCCCGCACGGCUGCCUGGUUCGUGGAGUCGGGGAGGUGACGUCAGGUGCGAGCGUGGCUGCGGCGGCCGGUCUGCGCUGUGUGUGGUACCCGACAUGUCCUCCCUGCACAAGUGCCAGGAGGAAUGGGGCGAGCUGGAGAAGGAGUUCCAGCAGCUGCAGGUAAGGCCGGCUCCUCCUCGGGCAGCUCGGGGUCAGACUAAAGUUGGGAGAAACAAUGAGUGUCCCCCGGCCAGUGCUGUGUGUGUGUGAACAGUGUGUGAACAGUGUGUGAACAGUGUGUGUACAGUGUGUGUACAGUGUGUGUGUGUACAGUGUGUGUACAGUGUGUGUGUGUGUGUACAGUGUGUGUGUGUGCUCUGUGUGUGUGUACAUGGCAGCAAUGACUGCCCUAUACAUGUAUCAGCCAAUAAUGAGAACACACAGUAUACACAUUACCUGACCUGCAGGGACACUCACAUAUGACAGGGUGUAUUCCUGGCCCUUCAGGGAUCCAGCAAUAUGACACAUCAUCUUUGGUUUUUUUUUGUUUCCAAUGUGUAUCCAAUGGGCCAUUGUGUGCAUUAGGCACAUAUAUCAUGCAGCUCAAUGGCACUUACAGGGUAAUGUGUGUAGUUCUGUCCCUCGCUUUUAUUAUUGUUAUAUUUAUACACCAUGCUUAAAAAUCCUUAUCGUUUUAUUUUGAUGGAAGUAUCCUUUUCAUUUCUAUUGUAACCGUUUAUGUACUAAAGAUAUUGCGGAGCACAUAUAUUGUGCAACAAUGUGGCACACACAGGGUUUAUUUGUGUGUUUGUUAUUAACUAAAGCUUUACAUGUCAGUCUCUUACAGUUUAAAAAAAAUAAAUGUUGCAGGGAUACCUAUAUUCACUGCAAUGUGGAGCUGCUUUACCUGAAAGUAACACACAUAUUAUUAUUAUUAUUAUUAUUUUUAUUAUUAUUAUUAUAUAUAUAUAUAUAUAUAUAUAUAUAUAUAUAUAUAUAUAUAUAUAUAUAUACACACACACACAUACUGCAAUACUCUGGUACACAUACAAGCUUAAUACAUUGUAAACCUAUAGACUGUAAACUCGUUUGAGUAGGGUCCUCUUAAAGGGACACUCCGGGCACACAGACCACUUCUACAUUGGACUGGUCUGGGUGCCAACUCCCACUACCCUUAACCCUGCAACUGUAAUUAUUGCAGUUUUUUAUAAACUGCAAUAAUUACCUUGCAGGGUUAACUCCUCCUCUAGUGGCUGUCUACUAGACAGCCACUAAAGGGCACUUCUGUGUCUAUAGCACAGAAAACCUGUGCUAUAGCGUCGGUGAACGUCCUCACGCUGUGUAAGGACCUCCAGCGUCGCUCAAUUCCCCAUCGGAAAGCAUUUUCAAAGCAUGUGCAUUAGGUCUCCCCGGCCGGCAGGAUCAGUCUCGCCCACCGACCUGAAAACCACCGCCGAGGGACAUCAGUGGGGGUCUCAGGUAAGUGUCUGAAGGGGUUUUCACCCCUUCAGCAACCGGAGGUGGGAGGGAGAGGGGACUUAGAGUGCCAGGAAAAUGGAUUGUUUUCCUGGCAGUGGAGUGUCCCUUUAAACCUAUGGUUCCUGUAAGUUUCUUGUAAUUGUCCUCUUUAUAGUUAAAUCCCCCCUCUUAUAAUAUUGUAGAGUGCUAUGGGAUUUGAUGGCGCUAUAUAAAUGGCAAUAAUAAUAUAUGUGCAAUUGUUUGCUACCUUCAGGCAUUUCUAUUUAUUUCCGCUAGUGUACAAGAGGUUAAUUUUGUCUAUUUUCAAGUUUCAGAAUGUUUUUAUUUAACUUCUGAUAAAAUACCAUACAAAGUAUUACAACUUUAGCAUGCCCAUAUAUUUUUUUUUUAUCUGUUUGCAUUCAGGUUGUCUAUAACCUGAAAAUAAAUUCUAAUUACCUGGCUUAUGGGUAAUAAGAAAGAACAGAAUUAAAAACAGCAGCUGUGAUUAUGAAUCCCUUCAAGCUCAGGCAGCCUUGAAAGUGCAUAUCCUUAAGACUAAGAUUAAUGGACUCACAUUGAUCUGUCACACUGUGCAAUACAGGAUAUGUGAGGCGGUGGGGGGAGGAGAUGCACUCUUAAGGAUUAAAGCCUGUGGGAGACACAGGAAUGGUGAUCAAUGAGUUGGGUUUGGUGAGAAAUACUCAAUUAAAAAAACUUUAGUAUUUAUGUUUUACCAAAAAUCUAUUCACUUACCCAAAUGUGGUGUUAAGAAAGUGAUCAGAAGGAACCUAGAAGUUUAGUCAUAUAAUAUGUUAUAUUGAAAUUCUCAUCAGGUACUGUCUGCAAAGAUCACAGAAGUGACAGUGCCACGUUAAAGUGAACCUGUAAUGAAAACAAUGAACUUACCUGAAAUUGCCCCCAUAUACUUUGAAUACAGCAUAUAUCUCAAUAAUUCAUGACGUAUUUAAUGUAAAACAUAAAGAUUUACUCACUUCUCCUUUGUGUAACCCCUACCUUCUGUCCGACCUCCACUCCUUAAGCAGUCUUCUAUGAUUUGCCCUGCUUGUUGCAGCGUUAAAUCCAAUUUUUAGUGACUGUCAAUAUGAAAGCUACUAGAGGCGCUUUCACUGCACUAACCGAGGUAGCCCCUAGAGGAAAGCAUUGAUUAAAUGCUUUCCAACGUGGAAGUUUGAAUGCGAGCCCCGCACUCAUGUUUUAGGUCAACCCAUGCUCUUCUCAGGGCAUUGGUUGCGACAAUGGUGGUGGAGGCCAUGCCUCUUCCUUGAUGUAGCGUCUCUGGAAAAGGUAAGUACAUAUUAUUUUAAAGCACUCUGGAGCAGGCUGGGGCUGAAUAAAAGUAGGGACAGGGACACUAUAGCAUUACUAAUACAGAUUUGUAUUCCGAACGCUGUAGUGUUCUGUUAAGGGACUGUAGAAUGAAAAGCAUUGCACACUGUCUAAACCAAUAUUUCAGAUAAUUUCUUGCAACCCUUUGUGGGGAGAGAAUCCAGUUGAGUGAACACAAUGUUACAAUCACAUUACUUUUGGGUUUGAAAAUAUGCUGGUAAAAUUGGAUUAAAAUAUUUUAAAGGUCACUUAAUUGUAAUAAAGUUGUUAUGUAAGAUACUAGAGUAUCUUACAGUGUACAGAGGAAUAUAGAAACCAAGUACCAAACAUUACCACAUUUGGUCACCAAUGCACUGGCAUUAAGGCAAUGAACCCAGCCUUUUGGUAUCACUGGGAAGAACACCCCAAUUGGGGGUAAUGGCUCCUGGCAGGGCUAAUCGUGUGGUGGGUGUUAAAUUAAUGUAAUACUUGUGUACCAUGCAUGAAAGUAUAUCGCCCUUUGAUAGGAGGUGAGUAUUUUGGCAUCUAAAACAAUUGAAGAAAUAUCUUCAUGCAAAAUGAUGGACCACUCCACAUCCAUAAAGCAUUUCAGCUUGCUCAAGUGCUUUAUGGGUAAGGAGUAUUUCAUUUUAAUGGCACAUGAUACAAUUGCCUAUUUCCUUAAGAAGUAGGCCCUUUUAUAACUCAAUAGGUAAACCCUUCCCUAGUUGUCAAACAGCCGGGCAGAUUCUCUUCCUCUGUGCUGUGGAAAAGGGGAGUUCUGCAGUGAGAAGAUCUGUAGCUUUUGUAAACUGAUUUUUAGAUACAUCCCUAAUAAUAACAUGCAUGUUUUCAUUGGAUUCUAUUAACAAAGUAUUCAUUAUAACAUUUGAAUGUUUCUUUAAGGAAAUGUUAGUUUUUAAUGUGAACCUCAGGAAAGGUUUACUUUAACUGUAUUUUAUCUCUGUGCUGGCUCUGGCCCAACUUAUCUCACUUCUGUCAACUUUUGGUUGAGGUGAAAAAAUUGGAACUCUGCCAGCUGUCUGUGUUCGUGAUAUGUACUGCAAUAACCAUGACCUUUUAAUUCUUUGUAUGAAGUUCUCUGAUAAUUGUGUAAGCCUAUUUAAUGUGUUUAAAAUAUUCUCUGUAGACACCUUUUAUGUUGCACCGUUCCAAUCUAUAAUGAAUGCAGCGGCAAGGCUAAUUUUCCUGUCCGCUCGCACCUUCCACGCCUCCCCGCUCUGUCAGUCCCUGCAUUGGCUCCCAGUUAGGUAUAGUCCUCAAUUUAAAAUUCUGGUGCUUGCUUACAAGUCCCUAUAUAAUGCUGCGCCAACCUACCAAUCUCCCCUAAUACACAAGUAUGUCCCGUCGAGGCCCCUACGCUCUGCCAAAGACCUACGUAUAUCCUCUGUCCGUACUCCCACCUCUAACGCUCGCCUCCAAGACUUUUCCAGGGCUGUACCUCCUCUGUGGAACUCCCUUCCCUCCUCCAUAAGAACUUCACCCAGUCUCCACUCAUUCAAAAAAUCAUUGAAAACUCACUUCUUCAAGAAAGCAUAUCAAUUAAACUGUUAGCAGGUUUUCACCCCCACCCUCCAUGACUCCUCUCCUGCAACUGUCAAAAAUUACCUAUUAAGCUCUCAGCGAAUACUUUUCUAAGAACUUACUUCGUACCCCUACUUUUACCCUUUGUGUCACUAUACCCCGCUCCCUCUAGAAUGUAAGCUCAUUGAGCAGGGCCCUCUACCCCUCUGUUCCUAUACGUCCAGUUGUCUGGUUACAAUUAAACGUCUGUUAGUCCACCCUUUGUACAGCGCUACGGAAUCUGAUGGCGCUAUAAUAAUAAUAAUAAUAAUAAUAAUGAGAACAUUCAUAAAAAUGAUUUGCAUUUCUUAAAGGAACGCUCCAAAAAAAGGGGGUGGGAGUGACUAUUUUCUAGAUAUACACCCAAUGAAAGCAUGCAGGUGGAAGUGCCAUCAGGGCACAAAACACAUGCCCCUUCCUCCCACGUUUUAAUACUUUCUAUGAAUUAAUCUUGUUCUACCACUAGCUGUCAAUCAGACAACCAAUCCUGUUCAUGGAUUGGUUAGUUCAGGGGAGCUAAACUCGAGGCAUUCAACUGCUCAGAGCCACCGCCUUGCAAAGACUUCUCAUUGAGCUGCAUUGGAAAGUCUGUGAUUGGAUAGCCACAGGAAAUCUAGGCAGUGUUAAAAGGGGAGGUCUUGCAAAGGCUACAGACAAGAGAACUACAGGUUUUGCAAGCUGUUUUUUUAGAUAUACCCACAAUGACAGAAUGCAAACCCAACUGCAUGCAUAUUUUAAGUGAUUUUCUUUAAUUUAAAAAAACCUCCUGUACAUAAAUACACAGUAUAACAUUUUAAAAAUGCUAUCUCAGGUGUGAUGAAAAUUGCCAGAUUUUACUAUAAACAUGACGUAAAGUCAUGAUUUUAUUAAUGACACGGAGGCGAGUAUUAUGCAUUCUCUUUCUUUAUUAUACUCCCAGCAGCAAGAAAACGAAGUUUGAGAGAAUCAUAGAAAAAACAUAACAGCCUGGCCACAGUGGCACCAAUCAGCAUCCAGUAUUAUCCAUAUGGGUGUGGUGCUCCUUGACUCCUCCUCUUUCUGAGUAGAUCCCGAAGACCAUACUGUAAUAUUGUAAAUUCCAAGGCAUUCCAACAAGAAAAUACGAAUUCCCGAAACAAAACCAUAACUGGGGAUUCCACAUUGAACAGCCAACUCUCAAGGUGUAUUCAAGCUAAAAAAGAAGAAAUAUAUGGUAAUAUCUGAUCUCAAAACUGCUAUUCCGUAAUUAUCGAACUCGUCAACCAAUUAUUCAAUCAAUGUAAUAUUAUCAAACUCAUCAACCAUGUUAUUAAUUCCAAAUAAGUAUCAUACCAUUCAUAGAAUACCUACUCACCUGUGUGCCGUGUAUGACAUCGUACCUACCGUAUUAUGUCCUCAAAGAGGCUCCAUGACUUGCCUGCAACUUAAUCACCACCCUGGGUAGGGUGGGUGGGAAUAAUACUCGCCUCCGUGUCAUUAAUAAAAUCAUGACUUUACGUCAUGUUAAUAGUAAAAUCUGGUAAUUUUAUUAUAGACACCGAAGCUCCUAUUAUGCUAUUUUAAAGCUGAGCAACCACCAAACUGGAAAUAUGUUGCACUUGCACUGGACGAAAAUAGAAAUUACGAAAUGUAGAUUCAUUCGACCAGUCGGCUGCUCGUAGGAUAUCUUCCAAUCUACAACCUAUCAAGGAAGCCUUAGAAGCCAUAGCCCCGCGAAUGGAGUGUGCGGAAAAAACUGAAGUGCCUAUGCCUGCCAUGGAUAACAACCAUUUGAUCCAACGAGCUAAAGUAGGAGUAGAUACUGGUAGGUGAGGUACUUUGAAUGAGAUGAAUAAUGGAUAGGUUUGAUCUGAACGGAGCGAGCUUGUACGGCGCUUUUUUCAUAGGAGCUGAUAUGGGAUCCACUAAUUGUCCCAUGCACCAAUCAGUCCACUUCCUCCAAGCCGAUCCGUAGGAACGUCUGGUACCUGGUGCCCAUGACUCUGCCAAGAGACUGAGUGUUGUCUGUGAAACCUCCUCGAGAUUCCAUGAUCCUCUGAAAUGAGCCAUGCCAUCAGAUGAAGUAGACCCUGGUCGGCCAGUUUGUCCAUUUCCCUCCGGGUUGGUCAGGAGGUAGGGUAUGUCCGGCAACAGCCGUGGAAGAUCUAUUGACAUUUCUAAUAACUGGGGAAACCAAGGUUGUGACCUCCAUAACGGGGUUAUCAGAGCUAGAGUCACCCUGGAAUAUCAAAGGACUGCCAGGGUCCGAGAGAGAUUAGGUUGAAAGGUGGAAAAGCGUAAUUCCUGCCGUUGGUCCAGUCUUGCAAGAAUGCAUCUGUCGCCGGAGCAUCUGCGUCCGGUCUCCAACUGAAGAACCUAGGAAGUUUGGUGUUCAGUCGAGACGCGAAGAGGUUUAAAUUGAAAGGCCCCCAGAGAGGCGCUGGAAGAUCAUUGGGUGGAGACGCCAAUCUCCUGCGUCUCAAAGUUAUCGAGAAUUCCAAUCCGCUAGUGUAUUGUCUCGUCCUGGGAUGUAUUCUGCUAUAACCGAAAUGCUGUGUUUCAGGCAAUAAUGCCAAAAAUCUCGAGCCAUCAGUGCAAGAACCCUCGACUUCGUCCCUGCUAGGUGGUUGAUAUAACGCACCGCUGAAACGUUGUCCAUCUUUAUUAGGAUAGAGCAUGAGAUGGGGGGUCAUGCUGUGAAUGACAAAGGAUGCCGCUAACAGUUCUAGGCAGUUGAUGUGUAACAACGUUUCUUCGUUGGACCAUCUGCCACCGGUGGAAACUGACCUGCAAUGCGCGCCUCAGCCGUGUAAGCUGGCGUCUGACUCUAUGACCAGAUCUGGUGUCGACCCAAAUAUUGCUCUUCCAUUCCAUGCCUCCAUGUGGGCUAGCCACCAUGUCAACUCCUCUCUGGAAUCCUCAUCCAGUGUAACACUGGUUUCGUACCAGUGUCCGGAGCGCAGGUAUGAGGCUUUGAGCCUUUGUAGGGCACGGUAAUGCAACGGCUCCGGGAAGAUCGCCUGUAUGGAUGAUGCCAAUAGCCCUAUGAUCCUCACAAGUUGUCGGAGGGAAAUGGUCGUACGAUGCAUAAGUCGUCUGAUCUUUCUUAAUCAAAAUCAUUUUGUCUUUGGGUAGACACAACCUCUGUUGAACAGAGUCCACUUGAAAUCCCAGAAACUCCAUGCAUCUGGAGGGUUGAAGAGCUGAUUUCUCCAAUUCACCAAGAAUCCUAAGUUUUGAAGAAGGUGGGUCGUCCAGGACAGGUGAAUACGUAGUUGGGAUUGACACUGGGACAGAAGAAGGAUAUUGUCUAGGUAAAUUAUUAAUCUGACCCCUCGUGUGCGCAGGAAGGCAAUCACUGGCUUCAGUACCUUUAUGAAGCACCAUGGAGCAGAGGACAGGCCAAAUGGUAGACAUACAAACCUCCACCUCAUUCCUUGCCACUGAAAUUGCAGUAGGUUUUGGUGCGCUUCCGCGAUAGGGAUUGUCAGAUAAGCAUCUCGUAAAUCUAUUUUGACCAUCCAAUCUGAUGGCAGGAGGAUGUCCCAAAGGCAGUGAAUACCCUCCAUUUUGAAAUGAUUGUACUGGAUAAACGCAUUUAGGGGAGAUUGAUUAAUGGGCGAAUCCCGCCCCCUUUCUUGGGGACCAGAAACAGGUUGCUCACGAACCCUUCUGUGUCCCAUGGGAUUUACAUAACAGGAAAAAAUAGCAUUUUUUUGACGCCAACUCUGCGACCUCUGCCGAGAUCAUUGUGUUAUGUUUGUUGGACAUAUUCAGUUCCCAAGGGAACCGCGUCUGAAUUGGGUGAGAGGUUAUCUCCUAUAGGUACCCUUGUUUUGUAUUUUAUACCCAAACAUCUGAGGUUAAAAUUUUCCAAGCAUGGUGAUACAAUGCCAGUCUGCCACCCACUUUUACAUGGGGAAAAAAGGAGAUACUCGGUACUCACCAUAAGGUCAUCUGCCUGAAACGGCCCCCCGCGGUCCGCGGGAAUUCCAGGGGUGUCCCUGAGAUGGGAAGAACGGGGUAUAGUUUUGCUCCAGUACCGGUCUCUGGGUAUAAUAGGAGCCUCUGCAGUCUCUAACUGAGCCUCGAAUCCACGGCCCCUCCAAAAACCCGAGGUGCAAAUACUCUCUUAAGAGAAGUCUGAGCUUUAUCAAUUGUUGUAAAUGUUUUUUUUUUUUUUUUUUUUUAAAUUCUUUAUUUAUAGAGUGCAAGAAAUAACAUAGUGUUCAGUAAGCCACAACAGCCUCUGUACACAGAGUGAUAACAAGUCAUAUAAAACAGAGUUAUGGCAUUUGUAUAUAUCGCACAUUUUUUAGAUUUUAUAGUAUGCUUAACUUACAAGCUAAAUAGUAAAUGGCUGGAGCUACUGUUAAGGGAAAGUGGCUGAGCUUUGUGUAUACAUAGGCAUGUUGCUAAUCAUUUUAAAGUAAUACAGUAAAUAAAGCAUGAGGGAAUGCAUAUAGCUAACAGCUAAUAAAGACUUGCUGCAAUUGUGCCACUAGGUCCCAGUCGCAAGCUUCUUGGUUAGAAGUAGCUCCGUUUUUAAUAAUAAAACAUAAGCAGAGACAUAAUAAUAAAAAGGACACAAGAACAAAAACAAAAUACCCCUGGUUGAGAAUAAGCUGGGGCACAUAUAUGGCCUGAGUCCUUGUGGCUGACAGGUAGCAGUGUGCUGUUAGUUCAGCCUAUGCCCGAUAAGUAAUGUCCAGACUGCCAAGAAGAGUGUGAGCUCCCUUUCACCGUCUUAUAUAUCUGUCGUCAGUGUUGUGUCUUGUAUAUGCGUGCGCUGUGUAGCUGUGGUGUACCUGGUCCGGGCUGUAAUCUGGAGCCGUCGUUGGCUGGGUGUGAGACGGGUGGCUUUGUCUUUCUGCCUCUUAGAUCUGUCCGGACGGUGUUGGCGAUGCGGUGGGCAGUUGAUGUCUGCAGGCUUUCAUUCCGGUUGUGGAGCUUUGUUUGUUGUGGGCCGCGAUGACCCUGUCGGGUGGAGGGUGGUCCGCACGAGCCUCCCACAGGAGUCUUUGGCGCCUUUGCUCCAUUAUUGUGUGUUGUCUUGGGGCGGUCCAUGUCCGUCCGUCGCUUCCACCACCGGGCCACAGUACCCUGCACCCGCUCUUUCAGUGGCAACGCUUUGCUUGGAUGCUUUUCAUGUUUGCGGGGGGGUGUGUGGCGGCGUGCUGCCGUUGUGGCUGGUUUCUGUACCGGUUGCGAGCUUCUCUCCCGCAUUCGUUCCCAGAAUCUCAGGCAAACAGCAUCGAAUUUCGCAUUGAAGGCUGCUGCCCAUUCUUCAUUAGUCUGCUGCAUCAGUUUAGCGGCUGCACAGUCGGCCAUAUUAGCUGGGCCUUGUGGGUUUGCCUGAACGGCGUUGUGUCGUGAUGUGUCCCAGAGGUGGGUGCUCUUAGGGCGCUGGUGGACCGGGAUGACCCCCACCGGUCCAGAGGGGGGGGACAGGUGCCCUUCUUCACUAGGGGCUUCUUUCGUGGGGGGGGAGAGCGGCCGUCUCUCCUGCUCCCGCCUUUCGAGUAGGCCUCAGUUACUUGUUCUGCAAAUAUUGCUCGGUUCGUCGCUUGAUGGGUAUCUUUGUGCUCAGAUAUUUGUCCCCUUUCAAUUGCUGGCUUUGUUGGGCCGGUUGGUCGCCGUUUGGGUCGUGUAAAGCGGCUUUUCAUGCGGGCUAUAGCAGGAGCCCUUGAGGAUGUCGACCGCUCGGCUUUGCAGUCAGGCCCCGCCCCCCUGUUGUAAAUGUUUUUACGUACAGCCCAAGAUCCUUAAUAAAGGAUUCACCAAAAAGUAAGCGGCUGGGCCCGGCUCAUUGGUCGCCAUACUGACUAGUUUAGGCUCUAUUUUCAGGAGAAUCGCCUUGCGGCGUUCGGUUGCCAUGGCCGUAUUGGUGUUGCCCACCAUGCAGACUAACCUCUGCAACCAGCCUUUCGCUACUUCAAAAUCAAAUUUGUUUUCGCCUGAUUGGGCGGAUUCCACUAAUUCAUAUAGCUUAGAGAUGGGCCCCAUAGUGUCCAGGAAUUUGUCCUGGCAGUUCCGAAGAGAAAAGUCUAAGCCUUUCCUUGGUUUCCAACCAGAUUUCUUUAAGAAUUGGACCAAUUGGGGGUCCACUUCAGGUGUUUUUCCCACUGAGUCUGGGAGGAUGGGCUGUGGGCAUUCCGCCCAUAGCUUGUUAUGCCCUUCUUUGGAUAAAGGCUUGCGCACGCUAAGUGCAAGGUACUUCGCGAUGUGCGCAGGCGGCUCCCAUUCUGCUGAGCGAGGGUGACGGAGGUCAUCUGGGUCAAAUAAUGGGUUACCCAGCGGGACCCGCAAAUCGUCGCCCUCGCCCGAUUCAGCAGGCUUAGCCAAUUACCCAAGUCUAACUUAGUGGCAAAAUAUUGGGCCCAAUAAAGUAAUGCUAAUAAUAAUAGCUGGCUGAUUCAGGAGGAAACAGUGUCAGAAUUAACAUGUUAGGGGAAUAAUACUAACAAAGGUAAAGAACAGAACAAAGGGUGUCAGGAUAGAGUAAUCCUCCACACCCACACUUACGGUUUGAUCGACAAAUAAUAACAGACAGCAAAGGUAGCUCAGUAUGGGUCUAGGAGUGCGCCAGGUGGGUAGGAGAAAACCGCUGUAAGCCUGAGGAAUCGCUACGCAUCAGAUUCCCGCCGAAACUGCAUUUAAAAUGGCCGCCGCGAGUGAAAGUUACAUUUGCAGCGACGGAAACCAAAAAGAUGGCCACCGCGCCACGAACUGCGCAUGCCUGGCCGAUAUGGAAUGGAAACCAGUAACUAGGCGAUCGCGCAUGCGCAGCCGCCCGAAAAUCGCGGAUAAACCGCAGGCACAAAACGGAGGUAAGCUCAAGAAUACCGGCUGAACCAAAUUAAAACCGCACAACAGGGAAAUCAGGGGAACUCUACCCUGAGGUGAGAACCGGGGAGGGGAAAACCGAGGUUUCAGAGACCCCAAUAGGCAGCACUCCUAGACACCAGAAGGUUAAAAACAGCAGUAACACAAGCAUGAACUGAGCAUAAAUGUACAUAAUCCUUAAAUCUUUAAUCAAAUACAAAUAAAUGCAUGAGAAAUCACAGUAGUAGCAAGAGAUGAGGUACUUAACUUGUCUGAGGGAGCAGCAAGAAUGAGGAGGAGUCAAGGAGCACCACACCCAUAUGGAUAGUACUGGAUGCUGAUUGGUGCCACUGUUACCAGGCUCUUAUGUUUUUUCUAUGAUUCUCUCAUACUUCCUUUUCUUGCUGCUGGGAGUAUAAUAAAGAAAGAGAAUUCAUAAUAAGAGCCUCCGUGUCUUUAAUAAAAUUGUGAGUUUCAAAGCAAGGGACUAUUGUCAGAACAUGCAGACUGAGUAACAUAGAGGAGAGAGAUCAAGGUUACAGAUAACAAUGAAAUGUUAUUUGCAGAGUUCCAGCUGUAAAUAUAGCACAUGUACAGCAAUGUUUUGAGAACUGGGAAUACAGAUCUGUUUAGACAACAUAUACCCUAAAAUCUUGUUUAUCUGGUUAGUUUACCCCCAGGCAAGUCAUGCUUUGUAAACCAAAUCUAUACUUUAAAGUUGAAAUAUCUAGUUGGAAACAGGACUGAUUCUAAGGAUAUUGCCUCAAGUAAUACCAUGCAUGCGAGAAAUGAGUACAUCUGCUGCUGCUGCUACAAUGUGUGGCUUUAUAGAAAUUGUUGUAAAUAAAAUAAGCCACAAGAGCGCCAUACAAUGUAUACAGAUUGUAGCUACUUUCAUUCUCUUGCAACCUUUUUGCAUGGAAUAUUACAUGCAUGGGAUUAGUUUGACACAUGUUCUGAGUGUAAAGGAACACUACCAGUCACUCCACCUCAGUCAAGUUGUUGUAAGGCAUCCAGUGCCCCUGUGGCAUUUUAUCUUCUUGGCUUAAACCAUUGUUGACAGCGGUCUAACCCACAAGUGGGCUUUGGAUAGCCCACUCUGUGCUGGCAACCGAUGAACUGCUGUGAGCAAGAGUUGAUAUUUUCAGGCUAUCACUGGCUGUCCAUUGCUAGUAAAAGUAGAUAUUACUAGCAAAUGCUGGUCUGUGGUCCUUUGAUUUUAAAUUGCAGUGACCCGUUCUUUAGCUGUUAAAACAUGAAAAUUAACUCUGCAAAAUUGCGUCAUUAGACUGUUCCCAGAGUUAUAUUGUUCUACAUUGAACUUAGGUCUCAGGGCUGCCACAAUACUAACUUUGAGGGCAGUUGCAAUAGGCCUAAUAAGUAUCUGUUCCAGACAUUGGGCAACCACUAGCUUAUGCUUGUUUGUGUAUAGUGUAUUGUUUAAUUAGAAUUUCUUUAAAUUACCUGUUAUGUAUUUCUUUUCUUUUUUUGUGCUUAUAGGAAACACACAAAGUGUACAAACAGAAAUUAGAAGAACUAAACAGCCUACAAAGUGUCUGUAGCAGUUACAUUAGUAAACACAAGAGGCGCCUGGCUGAUCUGAAAAGCAAUCUUCACAGGUAAGGUUCAUGCACAUCAUUGGUGCUUAUGAAACACUAUCCAAUUGCUCUCCAGUUUUUAAAGGAACAUUGUAGGGUCAGUUAAAAUACUAUUUAGAUUCCUAGCCCCCUUAACCUCCUUAAAUAAGUUGCAAAUUUACCUUUAUUCCAGUGCUGCACAGGUCUGCCAUCGCUGGCCCUGACCCUGAUCCGCCUCCUUGACUAAGAUCAUUAGUAUGGAUGAUCUCAACCAAUCCAAUGCUUUCCUAUGGGAUCUCAGCCAAGGAGGCGAGGCCGGGGGUGAAGCCAAACACCUCCCUGGCCAAUCAGCUUUUACUUAGAGAUGCAUUGAAUCAAUGCUCUCUAAAGAGAAAGUUCAGAUUCUCCAUGCUCUGCAUGGAAACGCUGCACAUUGUGCAGCACUGACCAAGGAAGCCCCUCUAGGGGCCGUCUGAGUGACUGUCACUGGAGGUGUCCCUAGGCAGCAAUGUAAACACUACAUUUUCUCUGUUUUGGUGACUAUAGUGUCCCUUUAAGUGGAGAUUCCCUUCCCCAGGUACCAUAUCUUUAUCCCUGAGAUGGGGAUCUGUGAAUAUGGGGGAUAAAUAAAGAAGGCUGGAUAAAGGAAAUAAUUAUGUUUUUUUAUUUUUUUUAUUUCUGUGACUCAAAUGAUAGAAUCAUGCUGUAUGCAUAUAGGUUUUGUAGCAAAUUCAUUAAGAAACCUCAGGUUGUUUUGGGAGAUGGAGUCAUUUUUUAAUUUAUUUUUAAGCAUAUUUCACUGAAAUAUCUCCACAGGCUCUUUCUGUGGAAAAUGGAAGGGUAUCCAUGAGGAUUUAAUAUUGGAGACAGAUAGCUAGUUAUGGAGAAGGUAUAGUGGAGAGAGUAACCUUUAGCAUUGAGUGCUUUUGCACACCUGCACACUGCUGUGCUAUACUGUGAGGUUUAAAGAGCUAUGGUAAUCAUUAGAUAAAAGUCUGGAAAUGAAAUGCUAUACAGUUUGGUUUUUUUUUACUCAAGGUCCCAACUGUAAAUCAAAGGGUAGUUUUUAUUUAAAGGGACACUGCUGUCACCAAAACAACUUUAGCUUAAUGAAGCAGUUUUGGUGUAUAGAUUAUGCCCCUGCAGUUUCGCUACUCAAUUCUCUGCCAUUUAGGAGUUGAAUCACUUUUGUUAAUAGAGCCCUAGCCAUUCCCCUUGAAUGUGACUUGCACAGCCUCCCUAAACACUUCCUGUAAAGACAUCUAAUGUUUAUACUUCCUUUAUGCAAAUUAUGUUUACUUUAGAAUUUCUUAUCUCCUACUCUAUUAAUAGCUGGCUAGACUCUGCAGGAGUCUCCUAUAUAUGAUUAGAGUUACAUUUACAGAGCUAAACUUUGACAGACUUUGUCAGUCACAGCCAGCGAAGGUGUGGUUAGGCUGCAUACAUAGAAACAAAGAUGAUUUAACUCCUGAAUGGCAGAAAAUUGUGCAAUGAGAAUUCAGAGGCAUGUUCUAUAGACUAAAACUGCUUUAUUAAACUAAAGUUGUUUUGGUGACUAUAGUGUCACUUUAAUAUGUAUUUUAUACAUAGAUACAUUUAUCUGCAGUUAGACGCGGUAGACUAAUCCAGGUGAUUGAGGGGCAUAACCGGUGGUGGAGGCAUCAAUCAGGUCAUCUGAGCUCACAGACUGAUGCAUUGCUACUACUAGGCAAAAAAUACAUUCAUUAUUAUUAUUGCAUGGUGCCAUUAUUGGCACUUACUGUCUACUUGGCUCUGUUAUUGAGUGAAUUGAAGGGAAAUUCAGUUAGUAGAGCCAAAAUAGAAUCCUUGAUUUGUUUUAAUAUUUUGUUUUUAAUGUAUUUAUUUGUAUUUAAAUGUAUGUAAAUAAAAUAAUUUGGCUAUCUAUUGUAAAAUUUCUCUUUGCAUGCUACUGCAUGAGCAGGAUCAUUAAGUUAUUGCCAUGAGCGUUUCAUUGUUUUUUUUUUUUCUCUCUAAAGGACAACAUGGAUUCAUUUUUGAGCUAUAUUAUCGUUCAUAUUAUUAUUAUUAUUAUUAUUAUUAUUAUUAUUAUUAUUUACCUGUAAUAGCUAACUGAAGCAACAUAACAAAUUUGAUUCCUAUUUAGAGUAAGUUUGUUUAAGACCUUUCCAGCUAAAACUGUUUUAUCCUCUUGGGAAUGUGCUUUACAAGUACAUACAUGUAGCAAAGUAAAUUACAAGUUAUGAGAGGUCAUACCUGCUAUUUUCCAGAUACAUUUCUGAAUAUCUUUAAAACAGACAAUUAUCUUGUUUACAAAUCAUUAUUGCCAUUGCAUCUCAACAUAUGUAAGGAAUUUCCUGAUCAAGAGCAAUGGAAAGAAACCGCUAGAAGUUUUCCUUGAAGUAUUAAAGGGACACUAUAGACACCACAACAGAAACAGCUUAAUGUAGUUCUGGUGAGUAUAAUCAUUGCCUUUAGGCAUUUUCAUGCAAACACUGUCUUUUCAGGGAAAAGGCAGUGUUUACAUUGCUCCUAGAGUCACCUCCAAGUGGCUACUCCUCAGAUGGUCACUGGAGAUGCUUCCUGGAUUAGGGCUGCACAGUAGGCAGCACUGCCCUUCACCGUCUCCACGCUCUGCAGGGAGACGCAGAAUUUGCCUCACAGAUAUGCAUUCAUUCAAUGCAUCUCUAUGAACAAGUGCUGAUUGGCCAAAACGGCGUACCUAUGAAUCAGUGAAGAAAGUAAGAGUGGGUAGAGUUGGUUAGAGCUUUAUAGGUUAUGGUUAGUAUUUUAAAUGGACACCUGUAGGGCACAGGAAGCCAGUGUAAGGAUUGACAGAGGGGUAAGGGGUGAGAGGAGGGGUGGCAGCAACAUUCACCACAGAUUGUAGGGGGGCAGUACGGCUUCUGGGGAGACAUAUUAGGAGAGAAUUAGAGUAAUCGAUGCGAGAGAUUACUAGAGUAUGAACAAGCUCCUUGGCAGCAUCUUGCGUAAGAAAGGGGCGUAUGUGGGCAAUGUUUUUAAGUUGGAAUCAAUAGGUUUUAGCAACAGACUGGAUUUGAGGCCCAAAGGUGUUAGCAACACCCUGGACAUGAGGCGCAAAGGUGAGGCCAGGAUCAAAAGUGACACCAAGACAGCGAUCUUGAAAGGAUGGGGUGCAGCAGGUUCUGUCAGCCUGCAGCGAGAGUGAAGGAGGAGGAUCAGUGUUAUGAGGUGGAAACCUAAGAAAAUCAGUUUUAGAGAGAUUGAGUUUAAAGGACCACUCUAGGCACCCAGACCACUUCAGCUUAAUGAAGUGGUCUGAGUGCCAGGUCCCUCUAGGAUUAACCCUUUUUUUUAUAAACAUAGCAGUUUCAGAGAAACUGAUGUUUAUAAAUGGGUUAAUCCAGCCUCUAAAGUUUCUAGUGAGAAUGGUAGUGGAUUCAGCGCUUAGUGUCUCAAUGGAAUAGUGUAGAAUAUACAAACAGGCAGCAACCUAAAAGGACGGAGAGAUAGAAAAUAUAAAAAGGGUAUUAGGUCGCGCCAAUAAAUAAAUAAAUAUAACAGGGUAAAAAAGUAGUGUAACAAUUAAUAAAAACUAAAACUCUCUUCACAUAAAACACAUGCAAAAAAUGAAAUGAGUACUUACAAAUAGCAAUACAUACAAAAAGGAAAUGGAUAAACAGUCCUAAGAAUGAGCAGGGAAUAGUGUCGUCCACUUGGAGGGAGGAAACAGUCCCAAUAAAGUUGAAGAAAUGGAUGGAGUGUCUUGUUCCAGGUGGCAAUAUGCAAAAGAAAAUAGGGAGAGGAAAAUCCAAUAGUGUAGAAUAUAUCUUCCGCUUUUAUAUGGAGAUUCGAAGUGAAAAAAUAUCGCACUCACCUAUAAUAGAGCUAAAACUAGCUCGGGUGUGCUUCGCAUUCAGUGGUACUGGUCCCCCACUGGUGGGAUAUAGACGAAUGUACGCAGCAGAGGUCCUCGGGAAAGAAUAGGAUAACACAGGAUAGUGCUCACUGUAUCAAUGUGGUAGUUAUAUAAAAGUGAAAUAUAUAUAAAGUACUCACAUUUGGGUGAGCAGGAAAUACUGCUCACUCUUAUGGCGUAGGUGGUAUCAUCCCCACCUGGGAUUCUUGAACGUAAGGUAGUAGUAUAGAAUAAAAGUAACCAGGUCCAAAAAAUAAUAAAUAAAACUAAAUAAAAAAAUUCAAAUAACUUUAAAUAAAAAAUAAAAAAAAGUAAUAUUAAGGAUAAAAGGUAAAAUAUAGGCCAAUAAUCCUUUAUUAAUAAAAUCUAAGAUAGUAUAAGAAAUAUAAUAUAGCCAAAACGCGUUUCGCCUCAAGGGCUUUUUCAACUGGCAUUAAGAAACAGAGACCUGGUUCACAAUGAUUUAAAUAACCUUUAGGUUCAUUGACAAUUUCAAAAUUGGCGCCAAAAUGACGUCAUAAUUUAUGCAUAAAAUAAUAAUUUAAUACAAUUAUAAAAAAAGUUAUUUUAAUAUUGCUAAAACUUCAAAAGGUUGGUAAUGGGCUAAAGAACAUAUAAAACGUAUAAAAUAAUGAAUAUAAAAAACACAAAUAGAUGUGAAGUGUAUUUGAAAACCGGAAGUUAUAAAAGUUUGCGGUCAUGUGACCGCAAGGCAGCCAAUAGCACAAUGUUAAAGACGCAAUGGUGCAGAGGGGGAGGAUGGGAAAUGUAGGAUCUCUUACUUCCGGGUUUCGGCGGUUACGUGACGCGGCGGACCCAAUAACAAAUCCGCGUCUAAAAACGUGACUGCAAGGGGGGAGAUGGGAAAUGUAGUAAAACGAGCGAAUAGCUCGUUUUUUUAACCAGGGGUAGAGAUAUAUAAAUAAAAACAUAUAAAUGACUAAAAGCAAAUGUAUGUUAUGAUGGAAAAGAACAUCUAAACAGAAAAUAUAAGAAUGAAAAUAAAAUAUAAUAUAAAAAAAAUUAAAAAUUUAUGUGAACAAUAGGGAGGUAAGUAUCCUAAAAGAUAAUGGAUUAGAAACAGGAAAGGAUAAAAUAUAAUAAAAAUAUAAAUAUAAAUAAGGGGCAAAUGGAUAAAAUAUAUAUAGGUUACAAAUAAGAGAGGAACAUAAAAAGGAAGGAGAUAAAGUAUAAUAGAAAUAUAGGCAAAUGAAUGUAAUAUAUGGAGAAGAAAAAGGGACACUGAUAUGGUAAUAAAUUAUUAUAAGAAAUAUUAUAAAAAGUUAAAAAGAUCGAACUCAAGAUUGAGACCUUCUGGAGAAAGGGUUUUUAAAUGGAAUACUCAUUCCAUCUCCUUUUUCCCAAGAAUUUUUCGCAUAUCACCCCCUCUCCACGGGGUGUUAAAUGUAUGGGCAUUGAACAAUAUGAGUAAUUUAGGGAUUUUAUUAUGUUUGAUAAAGUGCUUAGAUACAGAAUGAUUUUCAUAAACCUUAAUGAUGUUACAGCAAUGUUCAGCAAGUCUAGUUUUCAAACACCUUGUGGUCAUACCUAUAUAUUGUAGCCCGCAAGGGCAUUCUAAAAGAUAAAUAAUAUUCUUAGAGUUACAACCAAUAAAAUCUUUUAUAAGGUAUGUUUUACCUGUAUUUGUUGAAGAAAAAUGGGUAGUCUUUGAUUUAAUAGUAGAUGAGUUUGUAGUUUUGCACACAAUACAUCUGUUACAUCUAAAAAAAACCUUAGGUUUUGUCAUAAAAUCCUUAUUAAAAACGUAUAUUGUUUCUGGUAUAGUUUUUUGUAAGAGUAUUUUUAAAACUAGGGGCUCCUCUAAAUAUAAUGUUGGGUCUAUUUGGAAUUUGGUCUUUUAGGAGGUCAUCUUGUUUAAGAAUAUGCCAAUUUUUGUUAAUUAUUUUUUUUAUAACUUUGUUUUUAUUAUUAAAAUCCAAAAUGAUAGGUAAUGUCGGUGGGUCUUUUUUGGUAUUUUUAUAUUCUAAUAAGGCUGUCUUGACUUUUAACUGUAUUCAGAGUAGUGUCUAGUUUUUCUUUUGAAUAAUUGUUUUCAAUAAAUUUAUUUUUAAGCGAGGUGGAUUGAACUGUAAAGUCAUUAAUUUGUGAGCAGUUACGAUAAAGACGGAGGAAUUGGCUUUUGGGAAUACCUUCUAACCAUGGCCAAUAGUGACAGCUAGAUUGGUCUAUUAUAGUGUUAGUGCAUACCUUUUUAAAGAAUGUUUUAGUUUGGAUAGACCCAUUUUGAAUAAAAAUACUUUUUUAUUUUUUAUUUUUUUUAUUUUUUGUCCACUUAUAGGCAUAAAUACUCUGCAAGUCUAGGAGAGACUGAUCUUAUCCAACAGAUAGACGGCACAAUUAAAGAACGGCACAAUGUGUUUUUUGAUAUGGAGGCUUAUUUGCCAAAGAAAAAUGGGUAAGUUAAAAUAUACUGGCAUGUGUAUAUAUUAAUACUGUUGAAUUAAAGCAUUGUUUUUUUUUUAAUAUAAUCCUAAAAAUUAUUAAAAAUAACUCUUAAAAGUAUUUUCAUUCCAGCACCAGAGCAGUCUCCAGUAAGCAGAUUUAUAACCCUACUAUGAUAUCUUAGAAGUUUAAAGGGACACUAUAGGCACCCAGACCACUUCAUCUAAUUGAAGUGCUCUGGGUGCAGUGUCUUUGUACCCCUGAAUCCUGCAAUGUAAAUUAUUACAUUUUCAUAACUAAGACUGCCUCAAUCAGACAGCCACUAGAGGCAUUUCCAGGUGGCUAAGCGAUUUUUGUUUGCCUAUCUGACUCAGGACUUCCUCACGCUCUGCAUGAGGAUCUCCGGCAUCUGUAAAAAUUUCAGUAGGAAAGCAUUUCAGGAAUGCUUUACUUUGGGGAAUGCCUAAUGUGUUGGUGGCACUUGCCUUAUAUGCAAAUUAUCCCCACCGCAUCCGUUGGUGGAGGAAGCAGGGCACCGACCAAGCGAUGAGGGACAUCGGCGCUUGAAUCGGGUAAGUGUUAAAAGGGUUUUUAACCCUUGCAGUGCCAGGCUGGUCAGAGGUAACUAUAGUGUUAAGGAAUACAACUUUGUAUUUUUUUUUUUACACUAUAGAAUUCCUUUAAUGAUUUAUCCAACUGUGAACACACAGUUCAUAAAGAUCCGACAAUUCAUUUUCUUCUCAUAGAGAAGCAUUGUACACUCACCCAGCUGGGUGGGUAAGCCAGCUUGAGCUUACUUUUCAUUCUGACACAGUGCAUAAACUAGAUUCAUUAUUGAAUCUAUUUUAACCUGAAGACCAUAUUGGUUGUCUGAAUGACAGUCAUUAAAGUCAUGGGAAUUGCAAAAUGGAAACUUCGGUGUUUCUUAGAAACCACUUUGUUUUUAACAGCAAGGUUACCAAAAUUGCGUCUUCCUUAAAAUCACUUCAUUAAGAUAAAGUGAUUCUGGUGUAUCGACUCUUCCUCUAAUGUGCUUUAUGUACUUUCUAAGCAAAGGAUUGCCUUUUAAGUGACACCUAGCAGGAUAUUCAAGGCAAAUACCAUCAUGUGACUGACAAUUCUUGAAAAUCAGGAAGGGCACAGGUUAAUAUAGCUUACUAACAGUGCUACUUACUAAAGUAGAUAUUAAAAGUGAUUUUAAAAUAUAAGGGCACAUUUCAGCUAUUUUAGUCUUAAUUUUUCUAAUUCACUUUGAAUUCUAACUGUAUCCAAUAUAGGUUUAAUAUAAUCCGUUUUUUGCUUGUGCAUGUACAGACCCCAGGCAUCUUUCACAUAAAGUGUUGUAUAUAUUUAUCAUAAUCAUCUAUUGUACACUGCAUAAGAAGAUGACUGUCACAUCUUCUGUCAACAAUUGUGGCUAAUGUGAAUGGCAGUACUUUUUAGCUUAUAUUCUGAUCUAGCAUUCAAGCUUCAGUGAAAAGUUAUACCUUUGAGUUUUUCAUGAAGAAUAAAUCUUUAUAAUAAACUCAUAAAAGCUGUGAUGGAAUAUUGUUGAAGAUGUACAUAAUAUCAUUGAAGCUGUACAUAAAACAAAGUAGAGGCAGUGAUCAGAGGAUAAAAAUAUUAUUUAAUAAUAAAGUUUUCAACAAUACUGCUUAGAAUUUUGUUUCCCUAUGUCUGAUUGUUUCAAUCAGUGAAGUCGAGAGACAGAAAUAUUGGUAAAGUCAACAUUUGCAAAACUUGGAUUUGUAUUCUGAGUAUUAUGAUCAAUGUUAGUCUGUCUUCACAGUCCGUUACACUCUAGGCUCUUGUUGUACUUUGGCCUCUAUUUGGACAAAGUGGAAAAAUAAUUCCCAGGGAUUGCUUGCAGCCAUUAUGUCAGAAUUAAAUCUUGUAAUACAGAGUUUGAUGCAGAUUUCUCACAUGCAUGUUUUAAAUAAUGUUCAUAUAGCUUUCAUGGUAAAAAAAAAAUAAUGCAUCUAACAGUCUGUUAUGUCUAAAAGUAAUGUCCUCUGUGUCUGUUAACAUAGUAUUUCUACUUCUCAUUUUUUUAGAUUGUACCUGAACUUGGUUCUUGGAAAUGUGAAUGUCACCCUUCUAAGCAAUCAAGCAAAGUAAGUGUAAUUUUACAUAUUUCAUAUCAUGUCCACAAGUCUGUCUUUUUCACAUUCAGAGCUACAUAGUAACAUGAGAAGGUUAGCUAUGCCAGUGAUGUGCAUGUUGGUCCAAAUACUUGUUAAUAUUGAGUAAUUAUAAAUUUCGCAUUCUCAAAGAAAUGGAGGAGAGGGCUUUCUCUGGGCACUUACGCCAAACAGCUUGUAUAUGGUGUCAUAUUUCUGAGGAUGUCACUUGGGCAUACUAGGGAGCAUUAGCGCUACAGCGAGCUGUCACGGGUAUGUUUCUUAGGCGUGAUUGGAUGGUUUUCACUAAAUUUACUCUAGAUGGCUUUGUGCAUUCAGUCUGAAACUUGUAAACAGCUGCAAACAUGAUGUAGUUUUGUAGCUCUGUGCAAUGUACAUCUAAUGAUCACAUUACUAGAGAUUGUGUCAUCCAAAACGUUUAAGAAAAUAAUAGUCUUAAGGGACUUACAAUAAACAUGAUGGUAACAGGUGUGUGACUGUUUAUAUGUAUGACCGUUCAAUUGUGAAAAGUGAUGUGAAUCUCAUUUAUUACAGUUCCCUUUGAACUCUAGUAGUUGUAAAAAAAAAAAAAAAAACACUUGUCCCUGUGAUUACUAUUUUAAGAAACUUUCUGUAUUUUUAGGUUUGCAUACAAAGAUGAAUAUGAAAAAUUCAAACUCUACUUGACAAUAAUCUUGCUCCUGGGAGCCAUAGCAUGCCGGUUUGUGCUUUACUACAGGUGAGAAAUCACUCUUCUUUUUUGGUGAUUGCAAGUAACACUGAAAUAUGGUAGCCCGCAAUCAUCCAUACACACGAUUUUUAUCUUUUUUUUUAAUAUAUAUAUAUAUAUAUAUAUAUAUAGAUAUAUAUAUUUUUUUUAAUCAUUCCUUUAUUUAUAGCGUGCAAAGAGAUAACAACUGCUUCAGCAAACAGAAAGAUAAGACGUACAAGAUAGUAUUAUGGCAUUCACAUAAGUUGCACAUUUUUUUAUUGUAUAUCAUGCUUAGAGUACAGGCUAAACAGUAUGUCUGAAUUAACUAGUGAAAGGAAGUUGAUAAACUCUGUUUGGUCAUAGACCUGAUGAUAGAAGAGGUAAGUUAAAACAUUAACAUGUCCGUGAUAUUGCUUAGUACAGGCAGCGUGUUAGGUUACGGUCUAUGUGUGAAAAUAAAAAGAGAAAAAGAAAGGUGUGAAAGGGAUAAAACAUGCUAAUAAAACCAUCAAACUAGGACUGAACAGUGGCAAAUGAAUACCCUUUCGCGUCUCUGGAGUCCUCAUGUGGGUGGCAGGCGAAGUAUAUAAUGCUUGGGGUAGUAGUCCCUGAAGUUGCCACUUGGACGAGGAACAGUAUUCCAGGUGAGUCCUUUUAGCCAAUGCCCUGCGCAAGGCCGAUUCCAGCGGAGUACCCGAUGGUGCUGAUGGAAACUGCUUCCAGGUGGGAUUUCCAUGCGGGUGAUUGCACAUAGGUAUAGAGCUUCUCCGGAACAGUCCCUAUAAUGUGUGAGGGGUUUAGGCGAGGCGGGAAACGGCCCUGGUGCUUUGCGCCUCUUGGGUGCCUCAUUGAGCAAAUAUGCGUCGCUUGUACCAGGCCUUUUCAUAUUGAGCUUUCCACCCCCUCAGGGAGUAUGGUGGUCUCUGUAGACGGCCAGGUUGGUACCACUUCAAGGGGUCUUGUGGUCUCUCCGGCGCUGCACGAGUGGUAGUAACGGCCGGCCCAGCUUCGUGUUCAGCGCCAGUUGAGUGCUUUAAUCCGGGAAACUCCCGUUGUCGUAGUCGGUCCCAAAAGGCUGCACAAAUGCUGUCGAAUGUCUCUUGAAAGCUGAGGGCAGUCCCUACAUGCCCUGUGGAGUUGCUCUCCGUCGCCAUCUUGGGUAUAGGAGCUGUUCCCUUUGAUCAUUUGGUCAUGGUUUCAGGUCAGUCCCAGCUGAUAGUAGGUGACUGAGCGUGCCCGGAUAUCCCUCUCCAGCAGCGAGGGGAGGGAGGGGGUGUGGGGGGCAGGGCAGUUUGCCGGGGGUUCUGGUACCAGGGUUGAGGGAUCGGCCCCACUCCUGUUGUGCCAGAAUGCGACUAGGCCGCAGGAUUGUGUCGGUGGGUAUCCAGCGACAGAGGCAGUGUCAGCUGUCUCGAACACUGAGUAGUCGCCCCAGACCUAAGGUAGGUCAGCAAGAGUUGAUUGAGCCUGAUUUGGGUUUAAAAUCCUGCAAGAGAUGCUAUAAUAGCUAGAAGGCUCCUGGAGGUCAUGAAAUGUGCGACUGCUUGACAGGCCCCGCUGUCUCCCUGCAGCCAUUGGAGUCGGCCGGCCUCUCCUGAUCACAUGAUUUUUAUCUUUUAAUUCAUACAGUAAGCAAUUUAGCAUAUAUGAACAUCUCAGCCAUACUGUUAACAUAGCAUUCAAGUUGAUUUAAAGUGUGCUUUCUAGAAAUGUAAUGUAGAAUGUCUGUAUUUCUACCAACCAUUGUAUCCUAGCUGUAGAGCGUAGAUUUUAGUCAAGUACUACUAGCUCUAAGUCUGGCAGUUCAGUUAUGAUAAUGGAAGGUGUCCUGACCUCAGAAGAUAGGAAAUCAAUUAUAACUUUUGUGGUAAUUCUUAAUUCUUGUGGUAAUCAUUAGGAUGAUCCUUCAUGUAGGCAGUAAAUUAGUCAUUUAAUGAAACUGGUUUGGCACAUGUUUAAUCUCAAGAGUCAAGAUCCAUACAAAUCUUAGCUUUUGAUUCCCUAGGUUUUGAUAUUUUGUUGUGCAAUAUAAUUAAUUAACUUUUUUUUUUCUUCAAUUCUUUAUUUUCAUAGUGCAAGGAAUAACACACAUGCUUGUGAUGCCACGACAGAAUUGACAAGCAUAUUGCAAAAUCUUAGGUAGAUACAGUGUCAUGGCAAAUGAAGAAAGUGCACAUUUUUUUUAUCAGGUUCAAGAUAAGAGUGCUAGCAGUAGAUGGAGUAAACUGUGUCCGUGUGGAGGUUAUGAGCAAGCAGGAACAAUGUUAAAGGGACACUCCAGUGCCAGGAAAACAAAUUGUUGUUCCCCCUCCCACCCCCCAUCCCAUGUUGCUAAAGGGGUGAAAACCCCUUCAGUGACUUACCUGAGACCACCACCGAUGUCCCUCGGUGGUGGUUUAGGGACCGCCCCUGCCGUCAGCACAUGCGCGGCCGACGGCGUGAUGAGACCUAAUGCGACGCUUGAGGUCCUCACAUAGCGUGAGGACAUCCAGCGACACUAUAGCCCAGAAAACCUGUGCUACAAACCAGGAAGUGCCCUCUAGUGGCUGUCUAGUAGACAGCCACUAGAGGAGGAGUUAACCCUGCAAUGUAAAUAUUGCAGUUUAUGAAAACUGCAAUAUUUACAGUUGCAGGGUUAAGGGUAGUGGGAGUUGGCACCCAGACAACUCCAAUGAGCAAAAGUGGUCUGGGUGCCUGGAGUGUCCCUUUAAACAUGCUAAGGAAAAUAUCAGAUCUGUUAGGAGGUUUGCAGUGCCAGAGAUGGGGAGGGCACAGUGUCCACACAUCUGGGCAGCACAUGAGGAGGAACUCAGGGCAGUCACCCAAGCUGGGUAUACAUUUCACUCGUUUGUGCAGUUCUGCUGAUCUUUGCCACGAACUCAAGAGCUAGGAGAUCGGCCACCUCUCCUUGUCUCCAGCAGGCCACAGCUAAAUGUCUCUGGCUCCCGACAGUGUACAGCAUUGGUAGAGGUGUUGUAAAGCUUGCCCAAGAUUUUCUGAACUGAGAUGGGCACAGGAUGAGUCGUGGCAGUGGUAAUGCAGGUAUAAAUAUAUUGGUUUUUAACCCAGCAUGCAGGAGCUCAAGUGCCAUAGUGUCUAGACGGCUUGGAGAUCAGACUCUGCCCCCCUCUCUCCCCCAUAUCCUUCCUUUUUGCACAUGCGUUUUGAUCACAUAUGAAUCUAUUCUUCUAAACACAAUCUCUGGUCCAGAUAUUCCAUCUGCCUCGUACGGAAGCCACUCCUAAGAUAUGAAUAGAGGAUGGGGAAGUUUUCUGCUCCUGUCUUGCUAUCAGCCUUCAGGGUGCAGGAGAGGGUGGAGGGGUGGGAUUUUAAGAGACACCCUGGUGCAGUAUACAAGGGCUUUUGUCAUUCUACUGUGUCUGAGGUGCAUCUUUAGGGCUGAGAAGUCUUCUCUUGUGGCACAAGGGUUUCACAGCUGUCCUCCAUGAUGGUCUAGUAUUUUCAUAAGUGUGUAGCAGGUAUGCUAUGUAAUUGUUUCCAACAGAUAUAUUAAUACAAAUUACACUUGCUGUUUCACGAAAGCAUCAGAGCAAGAUGUGGCUGCCUUGGGCCCAGGGGUUCGACAGGGACCCAGAACCAUGAAUUUGCUUUGCCUCAUUAACCAUCUCUGUGUGAAGAACAAAGGGGGAGGGGGCAAGCAAACUGAUAACCUUCCUAAGGUCCUGCAGGAUCUUAAUCCUUCUCUGGCAAGCAUCCAUGUCUUUCCAUAGUAGUUUGCCAUUCUGUCAGAAUAAUUUAAUGGAAUGAUUUCUUAGGGAAAUAAGCCUGUUUGAUCUCUACUAAACCGAAAUUGCUUAGUUCAUGUAACAUGAACAAAGGUUUGACGUGGAAAAGCAAAACUGCAAUUAUCGUUAAAAGAUUGUGUUCAUUACUAGACCAUAGUGAAACUGUAUGUGUAUAUAUUAUGCUCAAACUUGGCUAACAUAGAUUUAUAUUGUUAUCUAAAGGUUUUUUAUUCUGUAACAUUUUUUUAUUAGGAUUAUACUUUAUUUAGAAAAAAAUCUUUUAUACAUUGAAUAAUAUAAAAUAUAGUGAGGCAAAUAAUCAGUCUGUAUAAAGCUGAGCCUCAUUCUUAUCCCCGUUUACAAGAACGGAGAAAGGAGGCGAUAUUGGACCUAUAGGAGUAAUCCUAUGUAAGUCCAAACUACAUUUGAUACCUCAUCUCUACAAGCAAAUAUAAGUAAUACAUACAGUACAAUAUACAAAACAUUGUUACCAAUAUUUGAAUGUAUUUACAUUUUAGAAUAAUUUAUUGUAUUCGUGCAGGAAUAGUAUAACUCAUUACACAUAAUGAGUAAUACAUAAUUUGCGAUAUAUUUCCGACCCUGUCAGUGCUGAAUUUGUGCUGCACACGUUUCUUUCUAAAGGGCUGGUCAUAUGCCUGGCACUCAAGGGGUUAAACAAAUUGUUUUUGACAGCCAUUUUGAUAUUUCAAACAUUUCAGGAGUUGGAGGAUACAGGGAAGGGCAAGAUCAUUAGUCACAGUUUGUAUUUUAUAUUCUCUCUUUUCUUCUUUUUUAGAGUGACAGAUGAACUGUUUAACUUCUUGUUGGUCUGGUACUACUGCACACUGACAAUAAGAGAGAGUAUCCUGAUUAGCAAUGGCUCAAGGUGAGUGUUUAUAUAGAGCAUCCAACAGCUUAGUCAUUCAAUACAUGUGGAAGGCAUUGAGAAGCUUUUAGUCCUUGCCAAUUUUAUUUGUCUUUUCCCCCUUUUUAUCUUGCAUGCAACAUGAAACUUAGAAUGAACUUAACACUAUUACUAAACAUGGGAGCUUGUUAGGGCUGGAUAUAAUAGGAUUUCACUUGGCUGUAAAUAGUGGCUUGCCUUUGUGGAAGAUGCAAAUGGUGGUUGCCACUCAGUGUAAUUCUUACUAAUAGUGUGCAGACAAGUACUUACAUUUAUGUAUGUCCCCUGUCUGCCACACAUUAGGGCCCCCUGACUGCAUGGAGGUAAACCAUGAUACAAUAUAAAAAAAAGAAAGGUGAAGCACACUCAGGUUGGUAUAAAAGUUACCACAAUAUGUCUAAGACAAAGACCCGUUUGUGGGUCGGAAUGUUGCUCUGCUCACUUUGUUUUAAUAAAUUUGCUUGCUUUUGAACCUUGGUGUGUAAUAAAUAGUCAAAUUCUCAUCAUCCAAUCUCUCUGGAAAUGUAAUUGAGUUUUUAUUUCGAUACUUGUUGGAGUGAUUGUAUUUCUCCAAUGUCUAGCUAAACACAUUUUCACUGCAGCCAAGAUGUUAACACAUAGAUAUCUAUUGUACCUUCCUGGAACAGGUAAAUUAAUAUGAAACGGGAAAGCUUGUGGCGUAAGGCUAUAUUCUAAUGAGAAGAGGGUUAUAAGUUGUUCUUCAAUAAAUCUUUUGAUAGGAGCCAGUCUCAGGCAUUCCCACCAGAUGUGAAUUUGUGUGUCUGGAUAGUUUUGGCAACGCCAACAUAAAUUAUCUAAAUUUGUAUCGAACUUUGCAAGGCGUGUAGGAACCAUACGCCAUCUCUGUAUUAACUUGAAGUAUUGUUUAUGUAGACUGAUACAAUGCAUGGCAGUUCUCGUGAUUCGCCAGGCAUUGUUCCAAAUCACAUUCUCUCUCCCAACUGGAAACCGCUUUAGACUUAUUUAAGUCAGUUCUCUUAUUUAGAAUUUUGCCGGUAUAGCAAUUGUUUUAGAAUUAAGUUGUUUAGUAUGAAGUAUGUCUAUUAAUCCUUGAUGACUUGUUAGAUCUGAAGCAAGAAAAUGUUUAACCCCUUAGUGACCAGGCCAUUUUUCAAUUUUAUUACCGUUAAGGACCAGGGCUCUUUUUACAUUUCUGCAGUGGUUGUGUUUAGAUGUAAUUUGCAUCUUACACAUUUACUGUACCCAUACAUAUUAUAUACCAUUUUUUCUCACUAUUAAAUCUUCAUUCUAAAGUUACCAUUAUUUUCAUCAUAUCAUAUAUAAUUUACUAGAAAAAAAAAGUAAAAUAUGAUGAAAAAUAAAACACAGCUGGUCAUCGUGCACCCAUGUCCCAAUUGGAACAUUUCUGAAGCCGGCCAAUGUAAUUCACCCCCGUCAAACCGUAUGUUUUUGAAAAGUAAACACCCUAGGGCAUUUCACAUGGUGGCAUUUCAACACUUUACAUACACUAAUUCUACCACCAGUCUCUGUGAAACGUUUUUGUGGUGUUACUUUUCACUCACACAUUCCACUUUGGGCAUAGAUUCUCAGCUCCUGUUAGGUGUUACUGCCAAAGGACACCCCAAUAUGUGCUCGGCAACAUCUCCAGAGUACAGCGAUACCACCCAUGCAUAGGUGUGUCUGGUUCACUGGGGCGUUUUUCAAAUUUUACAUAUCUUGUUUGCCUAUCUUCCUUUUGGGGGCCUAAUAAGAUAUCCCAAUGUAUUUUCUUGCCAUAUAUUUGAAAAGUUGACACCACGCAGUAUUGUAUAUGGAGUGUUUUGAUGCUAUAGAGGCAAUCAUUUUAGUCAAAAAAGUUGAACGUGUGUGGAGGUAACUGUUCAAUCCUCAUUUUUACACACUGCUUUUUGACUGUGAUUUAGGAGAGCCCGUUAUUGGUUAUUGCAAGAAAACACCCCAGGUUGUUUUCUGCAAGGCCUCCUAAGGACACCCAUGCCCCUCAUGCAUAGGGUAAAUGUAACAAAACCAAAAAAAAGAAAAGAAAAAGACACCAAAAAAAACUGAAAACUGAAAAUGUUAAAAAAUGUGGUAUCAUUUGAAGCAGUCUCCAAUGCAGAGUCCAGGGUGUCCAGAGCAAUCAGGACAGUGAUAUACACUAUUUUUUCUCAGACCCUGCAUCCUUUUGGGGGAUUCUGCUUUGCCUUAGUAGGGAGAAUUUUAAAAAUAAAAUGUGUAGCCCCAACUCUGCUCUCUCCCAUCACCGCCCGGGGAGCAGGUGCAUCACGGUACAAAAUCCCCGAAAUGAUCUGGAGCUGAAACUGUAAAAAUCUAAUUUGCGUCCCGGGGUUUGCUUUUUUUGAACAACAAGAAAACUUGUGGGUUGCAAUCUGCAUUAGGUAGAUUGCAACCUUUUUGUACCAGGCCCUUGUCUUUCGUAUAAUUAGGUAGGGCUGCAGCAGCUGAUCUGCCAGAUCAACCCCACCCAUGUGCCGGUUAUAGGCCUUGAUGCACACUGGCUUCCUUGUUCUCUCAGCUCUGCCACAUACAGGGACCUCCACAGUCCCCUCAGUGUGGAUGGUGGUAAGAAGGUACACAUCCUUCUUGCCUCGUACUUAACUGCCAACAACUCCUCUUGGCGCAGAGCUGAGGUCUCCCCCAUUUGUAGCCGGGUGUGUGCAAGUUGUCCUGGGAAACCUGUGCUGUUCUUUUUGAUUGUGCCGCAAGCUACUGUAUCAAAACAGUAGAGUAGCUUGAACAAAGGGACACUUGUAUAAAAAUUGUCAGUAUACAAGUGGUACCCUUCAUCAGGGGGAAUAUCAGGUCCCAGACAAUCUUGCCACUGGUUCCCAUAUGUUCUGGGCAACCUGGAGGGUCAAGGUGGCUAUCCUUUCCCUCGUACACCCGGAAGGCCUGAGUAUACCCAGUCUCGCUAUCACAGAGCUUAUACAUCUUUACACCAUACCUAGAGCGCUUGGAAGGAACAUACUGCUUGAAUCCCAGCCUUCUCAUCAGGGAUUCAUCCACGCUUAUAUUCCUUCCAGUUGUAUAAGCCUCUGCAAACCUGGCAGCGAAGUGGGUAAUCGGGGCGGAUUUUAUACAGCCUGUCAAACUGGGGAUGCUCCCUAGGGGGACACAGGCUGUUGUCGCUGAAGUGCAUGAAAUGCAGAAUCAUUUCAUACCUCUUCCUCGACAUACAUUGGGAGUAAAUGGGGGUAGAGCAGAUGGGGCUACUGCUCCAGUAGGAGCGGAUGGAGGGCUUCUUUAUGAUGCCCAUCAGCAUAGUCAAUGCCCAGAAUCUUUUAAAUUCUGGCACAUCGAUGGGGGCCCAUUGCUGAUUUGCCAAAAAAGAGUCAAGAUUUGUAGCUCGGAAUUGAUGGGCAUAUAAAUUAGUUUGGGCGACAAUGUUCCCCAAUACAUCAUCGCCCAGAAACACCUCCAUAAACUGCUGAGGGCUAAAUCCUGUGACACCAAAUUAAUGCCAGGAUUUACAGUAAAGGAUGGGAUGUCUGGCCUCUGGCGAUGAGGCACUACCCACUCCUCAGCAGUUCUGCCAGCUGGAGCAGCACGUCUCCUUCUAGCGGGCACAGAUACAACAUGACUAGAUUCAUUACUAGCAGCAGACACUGUAUCUAGUGAUGAUGUAUCUGAGCACCUGGCAGGGUCAAAAUCAGGGUCGGCGCAAGGAUGGCAUAUGACUGCUCAGUGCUGGUUGACUUCCGUGACCCAUGUGACAUGAUCACAAUCACUUUACUUAGUGACCUGUCACAAAAAAAAGAAAAAAAAGAAACUUCUAAAAAAAUGAACAGACAGCAAAAUAAGUGCUGCUGUGCAAGAGCCUGUGAUCUGUAUAGUGAUCACCGGCAAGACAGGGUUUAAUGGCUCUGAAAAGAGCCUUUGGGUCUCAAGAUUUUACAAAUCCCUACCUAUAAAUACCUAAAUCUCUCUAGCUAAACCACAGAUCUCUCUCCCUCUUUCACUAAAACACAAGUGAAGAGAGGGAGGCAGAUCCACACUAAUCAGAGAAAUGGGGAAGUUGCUAAUGGGGCAAGCUGUGAUUGGAUGACCCCAGACUGCCCCUUAUGAUGAGGCAUGCUAGGGACACCCCCAGAAGUCCCAUGAUUCACUGCCUUUAGAAAGGGAGGGGGUGGGGGGUUUAAUGGACCGUUUUUUGCCAGACGUACCUGAUAUGUGCGCAGUCGGGAAGGGGUUAAUCCUAAUAUAUUUAAAUAUUUCUUGUGAUGGAAGGGCAUACCUUUCCUGCAAGUUGGAAAAAGAUCUUAAGGAUUUACUAUCAUAAAGAUCUAAAAUUAUUUUUGUAUCGUUUUGUCAUUGUAUGUAUAUUUUCUAUAUACACUGGAAGAGACAAAAUAGGACUAGCUCUAGUAAUAGGAUUUAAGGUUUGUCCCUUUUCACUUCUCUUUCUAAAUCUUAAAAAACAGGUCAUCAAUGGUGAUACUAUAUGAUUUGAUAUUUUAAGUUGUCUAAAAUGUUCAUAGUCCAGCCAGAGAAUAAAAAUAGGGAUCAGUCCUUCCACAUUUACUCCUUUCUAGAUUAUACCAUCCCAGAUUUUUAUUUCUUUUAAUGUGUAACAUAAAUAGAAGGGAGAGCAUGCAUGUUUCGUGAAUUUUAUGUAGAUCUGGAUAUCCCAGUCCUCCUGAAUUUAUAUUUCUCUUGAGAACAUAACCAGGAACUCUUGGUUUUUUAGCAUUCCACACAUAUGAAGACAAAAGAAUUUCCAUUUCUUUUAUUAUAUUAAAUGGAACUGGGAUCGGAAUAGUUUUAUACAAAUAUAACAUUUUUGGGACCAGAUAUGAUUUAAGUAUGUUUACUCGUCCGAGCAAAGAGAUCUCUAAACCCCUCCACCUAUCUGUCUCCCUAAAAUCUAUCAUCAAAUCCAUGUAGGUUUUCUACAUCGUGGACUUUGAAUCUGAGCAGAGUUUAAUUCCUAAAUGUUUUUUUUUUUUUUUUAUAAGACCAAUUUAAUGUUGUAUAUCUUUCUCUUAAAAAUAGAUAAUUAGAAUUACAAAUAUAAAAAGACAUAAUUUUAGUUUUUUUGAAAAAUUAAGUUUUCAUGUUUUGAAGAUGAUAUCGUUAGAAGAAUGUCAUCUGCAUAAAGGGAGACCAGGUGGUCCUGUCGUCCAACCAUUAUUCCUUUAGUUGUAGCUGUCUUUCUUAAUAGGGCCGCCAAAGUUUCCACUGUAAGAACAUAAAAGAGGGGGGCUAGCGGACAACCCUGACAGGUGCCAUUUCGAAUUUUCACGUUCAAAGAAUUGAAGAAAGGACCAGUGAUCCUUGCAGUGGGAAGCGUGUAUAGUGCCAUAGUCCUUUUAGCAAAUGGACUGGUAAGUCCAAACACCCACAGAGUCUGAGCUAUAAAUCUCCAAUUUACCCUGUCUAACACCUUUUCGGUGUCUAAGGCCAUAAUAAUAGAUGGGGCUUUCUUAUGGUGGAUUUCAUCUAUGAUGUUAAUGACUCUGCGGGUGUUAUCUUCCCCUGAUCUGCCCACUUAAUCGGGAUGUAUUAAAUCUAAGAUUACGACGUUUAAUCUCUGCGACAGGAUUUUAGAAUAUAUUUUUGUGUCUAUGUUAAUUAAUGAGAUUGGUCUAUAAUUAGUUGCCUUAGUAGGGCCUUUGCCUGUUUUUAAAAUAGGUGAAUUAGUGGCUUUGAGCAUUUCUUGAGGAAAUCCAUUUGAUCCAACUAUGGCACUAUACACGCAUUCCAACAGAGGAGUAAUCCUAGGUUGUAAGAUCUGGUAAAAAAUUGCUGUAAAGCCAAUGGGACCUGACACCUCCCCUCACACCCUUCAUAUCAUUAAUUGCGUUCCUAAUUUGUAUCUGAGGUUUAUCAAGUAUAUUUCCUUUUUCUAAAGAUAGUACUGGGGGGUUGUAGAGAUCUUAAGAAAUCUUCCAUAUCUAAGUUGGAUUUAUUGGGUUCGGGUAGGUUAUAUAGAGAUUCUUAAUAUGCUCUAAAAGCCCUGGCGAUAUGGAGAGGAGAAAGACAAGCCACUCCCUCAUUUGUUAUUUGUUUAAUUCUAUUUCUUUGAUCCUGGGCUUUUAAUUUAUUUGUUAGAGCUCUACCUGCUCUAUUAUUUGAAUAAUACCAUCUUUGUUUAAGACGUGUUAAUGUAUAGUUAGUUUGUUCUUAAUCUCUUGUUGGAUUAUCAUCCAACAACAAAAAAAUGCAAAUAAUGAGACCAGCAAUUGUGUGCCAAUGUAUAUGUCUGUUUUUAUAAAUGAAUAUAUGUGAGGGUAUAUGCAUCUCUAUGUAUAACUGGAUGUGUUUGUAUAAAUGAAUGCCUGUGUAUGAGUUUAUGGCUGUUUGUGUAUAUGUAUGUGUUCUUCAAUAUAUGGAGGUAAGCUGCUUGUAUCUGUGCAAGCAUUUAUGUGUCUAGUUUGGCAUGUUAAUGAAAGUGGCUAAUGUAUGAUUGUGAGUGUGGUUAAUCAGGGCUAUGUGUGAAGCUAAUGCAAAUUUUGCUAAUACUGACAUUAGACCUUGGCUUCUAUAUUCUAAGGAAAUCUGUCAAGCCAAAUGCUAAUAUACCUACUCGGUCAUGUUUCAGCCUGCUAGCUAAGGUGUAAUUGAAACCACAUUGUCACUUAGAUAUAAUCUGGUUUAAAUGCAGGAACACUUUACAGAGCUCAACACAAAUAGGAACUAAAAUACAUGGAUCACUGAAAAGAUGUGCAUGGAAAAAUAAAAACAAAGUUUACAAUUUAAGUACAAAUACAUUUUCUAUUUAAUUUAUUGCCACACUGCCUGAUUUCUACCCUUUCUGAUAACUAGCUGAGACAGAUUUCUAUGUGUUAUAAGUAGCUUGUGAAUGAAAUGCUUAUGUACACUAUUCAAACCACUUUUUUUUUUCUUCUUUUUUUUUUAUCUCCUGUAGGAUAAAAGGGUGGUGGGUUUCCCACCAUUAUGUCUCAACAUUUCUUUCAGGGGUGAUGUUAACAUGGUAAGUUAAUUUUAAAUGUAGACUUUAGGCAACUUUGAAGAUAAAAUGAGCGGUCUGGAUGUAAGCAAUACAGUGUGCGUGCAUUUUAUAUAUAUUUAAAUAUUAUCUUUAUACCAUUCAAAACAUGUAAUAGAAAUACCGUGUGUGUGUGUACACACAGGGGUCAAGUCCUGGGGAAAAAAGUGUGGGAACUCACCCAAGAUUCCUGCCCCCCCCCCAAAAACAAAUCAUUUACACUCCUAUGCAUAUAGUGCAGUGCAGGGUGUGUAUAAUGAUGUAGUGUGUUUGUAGUGAAUGCAGAGUGUGUAUAAUGAAUGUAGUGUGUUUGUAGUGAGUGCAGAGUAUGAAUAAUGAAUGAGGUGUGUUUGUAGUGAAUGCAGAGUGUGUAUAAUGAAUGUAGUGUGUUUUGUAGUGAGUGCAGUGUGAAUAAUAAAUGUACUGUGUUUGUAGUGAAUGCAGAGUGUGUAUAAUAAAUGUAGUGUGUGCAUAAUGAAUGCAGAGUGUGUAUAGUGAAUGUAGUGAGUGCAAAGUGUGUAUAGUGAAUGUAGUGAGUGCAGAGUGUGUAUAGUGAAUGUAGUGUGUUUGUAGUGAGUGCAGAGUGAGUGUGUGUAUAAUGAAUGUAGUAAUGAAUGCAGUGUGUGUAGUGAGUGCAGAGUGUGUAUAAUGAAUGUAGUGUGUUUGUAGUAAUUGCAGAUUGUGUAUAAUGAAUGCAGUGUGUAUAAUGAAUGUAGUGUGUUUGUAGUGAAUGCAGAGUGUGUAUAAUGAAUGUAGUGUGUUUGUAGUGAGUGCAGAGUAUGAAUAAUGAAUGAGGUGUGUUUGUAGUGAAUGCAGAGUGUGUAUAAUGAAUGUAGUGUGUUUGUAGUGAGUGCAGAGUAUGAAUAAUGAAUGAGGUGUGUUUGUAGUGAAUGCAGAGUGUGUAUAAUGAAUGUAGUGUGUUUGUAGUGAGUGCAGUGUGAAUAAUAAAUGUACUGUGUUUGUAGUGAAUGCAGAGUGUGUAUAUAAAUGUAUUGUGUUUGUAGUGAAUGCAGAGUGUGUAUAAUGAAUGUAGUGUGUGCAUAAUGAAUGCAGAGUGUGUAUAGUGAAUGUAGUGAGUGCAAAGUGUGUAUAGUGAAUGUAGUGAGUGCAGAGUGUGUAUAGUGAAUGUAGUGUGUUUGUAGUAAGUGCAGAGUGUAUAUAAUGAAUGCAGUGUGUGUAGUGAGUGCAGAGUGUGUAUAAUGAAUGUAGUGUGUUUGUAGUAAUUGCAGAUUGUGUAUAAUGAAUGCAGUGUGUAUAAUGAAUGUAGUGUGUUUGUAGUGAGUGCAGUGUGUAUAAUAAAUGUAGUGUGUUUGUAGUGAGUGCAGAGUGUGUAUAGUGAAUGUAGUGAGUGCAGUGUGUAUAGUGAAUGUAGUGUGUUUGUAGUGAGUGCAGAGUGUGUGUAUAAUGAAUGCAGUGUGUGUAGUGAAUGUAGUGUGUUUGUAGUGAGUACAGAUUGUGUAUAGUGAAUGUAGUGAGUGCAGAGUGUGUAUAGUGAAUGCAGUGUGUGUAGUGAGUGCAGAGUGCAGGGCCGAGUGAGUGCAGAGUGUCAUGGGCCUGACGGUCCUGGGGGCCCGGACUGCUCAUUUGUGCACAUAUAGAUAGUGAUUAUAGCUAUCUAUAUGUUCACCUGCUGGGGCAGACUUGGGGCCGGCCCAGGGGGCCCACACUUUGAACUGUGUCAGGGGCCCCAAAAUUUCUGAUGGCAGCCUUGGCAGAGUGUGUACAAUUAAUGCAGUGUGUGCAUAAUGAAUGCAGAGUGUGUAUAGUGAAUGUAGUGAGUGCAAAGUGUGUAUAGUGAAUGUAGUGUGUUUGUAGUGAGUGCAGAGUGUGUAUAAUGAAUGCAGUGUGUAGUGAGUGCAGAGUGUGUAUAAUGAAUGUAGUGUGUUUGUAGUAAGUGCAGAUUGUGUGUAAUGAAUGCAGUGUGUGUGUGCUGGAAGAUGCGUGUGUGCUGGAAGAUGUGUGUGUGUGUGUGUGUGUGUGUGUGCUGGAUGAUGUGUGUGUGCUGGAUGAUGUGUGCGUGUGCUGGAUGAUAGGAGGGGAAGCAUUUUUUUUUAAAAUUUAUGUGUUUAUAUAUAUAUAUUUUUUUAUUCCCCCUUCCCUGCUUCUUACCUUGCCAGGGAGGGGGGAGAUCGCCUGGUGGUCCGGUGGUAUGGUGGAGAGAGCCAGCCGGUGCACACGGGGGUCCAACACACUCUGUGUUCCCUCUCCCGGCCCUUUGUAUAUCUCAUUCUUCAUACCACAACCUUUGUGUUUCUCUUAGUUCCUCAUCAGCCCCUUUGUGUGUGUCUUUUCUCCUCACAGCCCUUUUGUGUCUUUCUUCCCCCCAGCCCCUCUGUGUGUCUCUUUCUUUCCCCCAGCCACUUUCUGUGUCUCUUUCUCCCACCACGAGCCCCUUUGCCUGGCUUUUUCCUCCCAAACACAACAGACAUAGAUAUACAGGUACAAAUACAUACAUGCAUAAAGGCACAACCAUACAGGCACAUAGUCAUAAAAGGUACACAAACAAACACAGUCAUACAAGCAACCAGUCAUGCACAGACAGUCAUACAGAGACACGCAGACGGUCAUACAGAGACACGCAGACAGUCAUACAGAGACAUGAAGACACAGGCAUACAGAGACAUGAAGACACAGUCAUACAGUGACAUAAAGAUAAAGUCAUACAGAACAAGGCAUACAGACACAGUUAGACAGAUAAAUAUGGACACAGUCAUACAGAGAUUUACACACAGUCAUACAGAGACAAACAGACGAAAGUCAUACAGAGACAUACAUAAACAGACAUAUACUGCUAGUGAUGAGAGGAGGAGAGGGAUGGCUGCUAGUGAUAGGGGGAGAUAAGGGAUGGCUGCUAGGGAUGGGAGGGAGAGAGGGGGGUGGCUGCAUGUGAUGGGAGGGAGAGAGGAUGAUAGCUGCUAGUAACAGAGAGAGGAGGAUUGCUGUUUGUGAUAGGGGUGAGAGUAAUGGUGGGUAGUGAUGGGGAGAAUGUGUGGCUGCUAGUGAUUGGGGAGAAGGGGAUGGCUGCUAGCGAUAGGGGUGAGUGAAGGAUGGCUGCUAGUGAUGGGGAGAUUGGAUGGCUGCUAGUGAUGGGGGAGAAGGGGAUGGCUGCUAGUGAUAGGGGUGAGUGAAGGAUGGCUGCUAUUGAUGGGGAGAUUGGAUGGCUGCUAGUGAUGGGGGAGAAGGGGAUGGCUGCUAGUGAUAGGGGUGAGUGAAGGAUGGCUGCUAGUGAUGGGGAGAUUGGAUGGCUGCUAGUGAUGGGGGAGAAGGGGAUGGCUGCUAGUGAUAGGGGUGAGUGAAGGAUGGCUGCUAGUGAUGGGGAGAUUGGAUGGCUGCUAGUGAUGGGGAGAUUGGAUGGCUGCUAGUGAUGGGGGAUGGCUGCUAGUGAUAGGGGUGAGUGAAGGAUGGCUGCUAGUGAUGGGGAGAUUGGAUGGCUGCUAGUGAUGGGGGGAGUGGAAGCAUCAGAAGAAUAGAAGUGAGGUGGCACUGUUGGACCAAUAAAACACAGAGCUCCACAUGAACUAUAAGAUUUAGCUCUGUGGAGCUCUGUGCUAGAUACAUAAUUAUAUCAUGAAAAAAUAAAUAAAACAUGGCUGCUUACCAUUGGUGGUGUAAGUAGCUGAAAAGAGAUGUUCUUAGCUCUCCCUGCUCGGUAAUCCUCUAGCAGGGUCUGACAGGAAGUGAUGUAAAAUGCCCCGCCCACUGCAGUCUUCACUCCUCAGUAAACUACCGCGGGGGAGAGUAGUGUGAGCAGGCACAUCUCCUGCAUCGUGACAGCCAUUAUACCACCACCAACAGCAGACAGUGCAUUGUGGGCGGCACUGUGCUGGGGACUGGGAGAAAUGAGGCAGCACAGCGACGUUGCACCCCCUGUGAACACCUGUCCUGCAGGAUCACUAGCGGGAACGGCGUUCCUGCUUUGGAAAAAGUGCAGGAACGCCGUUCCCAUGCGUUCCUGCAGGACUCGAGCCCUGUGUACACACCCAUGGAAAUUGUGUAAUUUAUAGGUUGGCAUAAUUGAAAGUAUUGCUGAACUAUGAACAAUUACACCAGGAUUGCCCAGCCUCUUGUAGAUUCUCAAGGUAUUGUUAAAUUAUGACUGGCAGGGAUCUGUGAUAAUCGUUGUUGAGUGAGAUAUGAAUUCAUUCUGGCUGUUUGAGGAUACAGUGGAUCUGUAAUCUACACUUCCAUCCUUCUGAAAACUGCCUUGUAACAUUAACAGAAUCUAGAGGUUUAGGAAUGUGCAAAAAGUAUAGAAACUUUUUUUUGUAACAAUUAGAAAAUAAUGUACAGGAUAAACUUGUUCUUUUCAUUUCCAGUUUAGAGUUCCACUACCUUCAUGAGUUAUGUUGCAUUAAUAUUUGAAAUUUAUUUUUGUUUAAGCCUAACGCAUAUAUUAUUUUUAUUAGGCCCAACGGUCUCAUAUAUCAGAUGUUUCGCAAUCAAUUUUUGGCAUUUUCUAUAUAUCAAAGUAAGUGGAUUUAUAUAACAUUAAAUUUAAUUUGUGUAGUUUCUGCUUGUGAGACUUGAAAUUAAUUUACAUGUUAGAGAGAGAAUUUAAUGGGGAAGAUAUAGACUGUUAACAAACCUCACAGUUGUAUAGUAUUUUUUUUUUAUCCGGUGUUCUAUCAGUCUGCUUUACCCCGUCAGAUUGCUAUACCCCCGUCACUUCCGUGGAGGGGAAUCAGCUGGAUCCUGUGCUGCACAUGGGUGCUAGCACUCCUGCUACUCCUCCACAGCAAGGUCCUGGAAGGUAAGUAAAACUAGUUUUACACUUUCAUUAUAGUUAGUGCAUUCACUAAGCUUAGGACAUGGGACAUUUAGGGUUAAUGUUAGGGUUCAAAUUAGGGGUUAGGAUUAGGGAUUUGUUCAUAUUUAGUGAUAUUUCACUUUAGGGGAAUAUCACUAAAUAGUGAUUUCUCACACUUUAUUGUAACCCUUACCCCAAGGGUUAGGGUAAGAAUAGUGUGAGAGAGGUUAGAAGCACUUACCUAACAGUAAUUUGUACCCUCACUUAACCCUAAAUGUCCCGUGUGCCUAAGCUUAGUGAAUGCACUAACUAUAAUGAAAGUGUAAAACUAGUUUUACUUACCUUCCAGUACCUUGCUGUGGAGGAGUAGCAGCAUGUGCAGCACAGGAUCCAGCUGAUUCCCCUCCGGUGUAUAGCAGACUGAUAGAACACCAGCCUAUAAUUUUUCUUUUUUGAGCUUUAUUAACGAAGAUAAGAUGUGAAGUACACUGCCUUCCACUGGUUGGAAGGAAAUAAUUAUAUAUUCUAAUUCUUUGUAUAUCUUUUCUUCUAGGCUGUGUGCAAUUUCUUCAGUACUAUUAUCAAAGUGGUUGCCUGUAUAGAUUACGUGCAUUAGGCGAAAGGAAUCAUUUAGACCUUACUGUGGGUAAGUGCAAUUACUAUGUAUAAAUAUAGUCUUGGCGUAGAGAUUGUGUGAUUAGUAUCUUGUAAUACCUUUUUUUAUUGGACCAAUAUAAUAUUGGAAUGACAAGCUUUUGAGAGAUACUCUCUUUCUCAAGUCUAAUGUAUUUCUGAGCAAAAAGACAGACUUCAAAGUUAAAUUGUGAAAUAGACGUUAAAACAACAUGACCUCAGACAAUGUAAGGAAAAAAAAAAAGAAAAUAGAUGCCGAUCUUCCAGAGAGUCAUACAUAUUCUGAGUAAGUAUCAGAGAAUGAGGAGAAUUAGUGGGGGAUAUUCCAAGGGGGAGAGUUAAAACCAUCAAUGCAUAUACAUACAUACACCCAUGCACAAACAACAAUACUUAUAUACACACGUAUAUAUUUACUACCUUCUGGAAUAAUGGUGUCUUCCCCCCCUUUCCAUCAUGAAUCAUGAGACCUGUGUAUUAUCUGCUCUCAUGCCACUUUAACCACUGUAUCACAGUUUAACUUUGAAUUAUCGGUGUUGGUUUUCUCAGAAAUGCUUGAGACUUUAGGAAUGGAGUAUCUCCCGAAAGCUUAUCAUCCAUUCCAAAUUCUUAUUUUUAGAUAUAGUGGACCUGUUGGCAUCUGCCUGCCAUAAACUAGUUUUAAUAUCCUGUUUUACCUGAUUAGUAUGUGUGUUCAUUUAAGUGGCAACAGAGAGUAAAAUAAGGAGAUUGCUAAUGUCAAUGUAAGAGCUACUUAUACAAAGGUAUAUUUCCUUUAGUCCUGAAGCUGAGACUGAUAAGUCAAAAUGUUCAAAAAUUAUUUUGCUGGCUCGAUAUCUAGACUGCAAUGCAAGAGAGAAGUUUAUUGAUUGAGAGAAAAUAACGACCAGAGACUGUUUUGUUAAAAGAAAGACUUCAAAACAAAGUAUAGAAGUUAUUGUCUUGUUUAUUAUAGUGUCUUUCAACUCACCAUAAAAUAUGUUUAUAACUAGCUUGCUACAGUUUAUAUGUUUAAGUGGCUGUUCUGUGGUUUGUUUGUUUUUUAGAGGGAUUUCAGUCCUGGAUGUGGCGAGGACUGACAUUUCUUCUCCCAUUCCUGUUUUUUGGCCAUGUGAGUAUUUGUUUUUUGUUGUUGUUCCCAUUUUUUUUUUUUAACUGAGCAGCAUACACUGAUCAGCCUCAACAUUAAAACUACUGAGAGGUGAAGUGAAUAACAUUCAUUAUAUUCUUGUAAUGGAACCUGUCAAGUGGUGUGUGAUAUAUCGGGAAACAAGUAAACAGUGCGUUUUGGAUUUCAUCUGUUGGAAGUAGUGAUGUCGCGAACUGUUCGUGGCGAGCUCUGGUCAGCUGACACAUCCCGGCCAAUCUCCAGCAGACCCUCUCACCUCCUGGACAGCAUCCAUGUUGAAGCUGCCUUCAACAUGGAUGCUGUCCAGUUGGUGGGAGGUUCUGGGAGGGAGGGUCUGCUGGAGAUUGGCCGGGAUGUGUCAGCUGACCGGAGCGAGCCGUUCGCGGGAAGUUCGCGAACGGUUCGCGACAUCACUAGACUUGGAAGCAGAAAGGAUCUGAAUGACUUUGAGACGGGCCAAAUCGUGAUGGCUAGACCAGUGGUUUCUUCACCAGUCCUCAAGGCACCCCUACCAGUCCUGGAUUACCCAUUUGAGUCUAAGGUGAUUUUUUUCUAAAAAAAAAAAAAAAAUGAAAAACUGACACAACUGGGUAAUUCCUAAAUCCUGGACUGGCAGUGCUUUGAGGACUGGUUUUGGAACCACAAAUGAAACAAUAAACAAAUAACACAUUUAAACACAUACAAGUAAAGAAAUAUAUUGGUUUGGAAAAUAUUCACAUACCACAGUUUAGUGACAGUAGGCACCACACCCUGAUGUUUCAGCUCUACCGGUCUUCUUCAAAGAGUGAAUACUCUGUGUUAGCUAACCAUCUAGAUAGAUAGCGAUGUAUAGAUAAACACACAUAAAGACGUACAAAAAUCUUGAUUAGUAAACAAUUCUGGGGUAUAAGUGUGACCUAUUACAGACAAUGCUUCCACAUGCAUAAUGUAGCUAAAUUAACUCUCCCCUGGCCAAAAUGUAUUUCAAAAGACAAACAAUUGUGCAAUAAUACUAUAAAAUACAUGCAAUCAUAAAUAAAGCAGAGUCCCAGUGUCGUUAUGCAUGAGUCAUUAUCUAUCAAAGUAGAUGCAAUUGAAGAAAAAUAUAUAAUGAAUAAAUAAACCAGAUUAUUUUGUUUCCUUCAUGUUAUUAACACUCGUCCAUAAUGCAUUCCUUAACCUCAAUAUAAAAUGAUAUAUUGCCCAUCAAUGUUCUAUAAUAGAAUUAGCACUCAUGAAGGUAACCAUUAUGUGUUCAAUAAGACAACCCUGUUCUUAUUAAAUAUCAUCAAAUAGAUACAUACCCUCAAAAAAGUUAUAAGACAAAAAUAAUAAAGGGGAAAAGGACUUAAAUGAAAAUACAAAAAUAAACAGACCUAGGAAAAAAAUCAUCUUAAAGGCAUAGCUAAUCGUUUAUUAUGGGGAGCAUUGAAGAUUCUCCCAAUAACUCCCUAGGGGAAGAGAACCACUAUUCUCCAAAAGGACACAAACAGUAAACAAAGUCUUCACAUGUGAUCAAUGAAGUGACGUACAAAAGUGGCCUACUAAGCAUAAUUAAUUUAAAAAGAACAUAAACAUGGUGAAAACUUAAAAAGACACAAGAAAUUCAUAGGGACAAUAAGUACAAAUAACCCAGUAUAAUAAUACUAUGUAGAAACAAAAACACUACGACAAUGUGGGAACAUAGGAAAACCAGAGAAUGAUAUUCUAACAAAACAAUGAGAAAUCCCUUUCCACAUUAAGACCUAUUGGUUGUAAUGUGUGCAAUUCAUACAUCCAAAACAGCUCUCGGUUUCAGCCGCCUGACUCUGUUACACCACCUAUUCCAGGGGUCUCACAUGUUCAGUUGCCUUAAACAUGAGUUGGGACACUGCAUGUUUAUGUUCAUUAAAAUGUUUUUCUUCUGGUGAGGAUUGUACAUGAUUGCAUACAUUACUCCGGUGUUCACCUAUCAUGAUUUUUAAAUGAUAUAUUGUUUCACCAAUAUAUGCUUGUCCACAGGGACACUUGAUCACAUAUAUUACAUACUCUAUUGGGCAAUUCAGCAAGCUCUUUAUUAUUUACAGUUUGGGAAAAAUGUAUCCGCUUUGUUGAUCUCCUUGAUGUUGGAUAGCCAGCUUCCACUUUUUAUUAUUAUUAUUGUAGAGGAUGAUGCAUGUAUCAAAUUUUAGGUAAAAAUAGCCAAAGCCGAAGCAUUCUCUAAGCCAGCUAUGCUUUCAGUGCUGCUACUGUGGCCUUAAAUUUGAAAGUCACUCUGUAUUCUUACUCAAAUACGUAAUCCUCAUAUGGGAUUAUCUACCUGCUGAUUGUAAUGCUGGAACCUCCUCUGGUCCAUGCAUUUUUGCUAUUCAGUUGUCCUCUAGCAGAUCCACUCUGGCCAAUCAAUUGUAUUCAAAGCUAUGAGGAGAUGCCAAUAAAUUUUAAAGUAUAGCAUGCACCGUCUUCUACAAUAGAUAAAUGCUCCCACACUGCAGAUGGGUCAUCAUCACAACUUAGUCUCUCAUUAGUGCUCUAAUAUUGCCAUUUGUCAGCGAGGUUUGCUUCUUCUAAUUAAAGCAGUCCUCAUGUGUCAAGAUGGGGUUCUGGCAAGGAAGUCUGAUUGUUUAUUUUUUUCAGCGUCAUUUUCGUUCUCCAUUUGGAGAAUUAUCUGCGGAGCAUAUUAUAAUGUGAAAUGUCCCUCUGCUUAGAUUCUAUUCUUAUGAGCUUGUAUUUUCUGGUGAUCUAAUGUAAAAUGAGAAAGUUUUAAGGCAGAUAAGUCUGCUUUUCAUGCUGAUCACACCGGAACCCCUUUUAGCUUGCCUCGGGUAUGCUGAGCCCUCUUAAUACAUACUUUGUCACAUCCGUGGUCUGAUGUGACAAAGUAUGUAUUAAGGAGGGUCAGCUAACUCGGUCUGAAAACCAGUACAAUGUUUGUAUUCAUUUAAUACAUGUACUUUUGCCCUGUCAGGCUCUUAUCUAAAGGCAAGGAAUUAAUAUGGGUAUGGAAAUAAAUUUGUGAUAUGAUAGAAGAACAGAUUACUUAUCUGGCAGGUGUAUAUAACCUUUGUCACUGUAUUAAAUCUCACAGCAAAAGUGCCAUCUGUCUAGACAAAAAUGCAGUGCAUACUGGGGCAUGUAAUCACAGUAGAGGUUGGCUCUUCCUAGUAUCACAAGCUGUUUAGGACAAUGGGAAAAGUAAUUGAAUGCUCAGAUAUUGCAGCUACUAAGACAGAGGAGACACAAGACUUAACCCAGUGUUAAUCUGGGAUGUCCUGGCCAGCAAUUGUUGUCUAUAUAGAGAGACAUGUACAGGGCAUGCAUUGUGCAAAUUACCCUCUCCCCUAGGCAGAGCCAGUCCAAGCAUUUUGACACCUUAAGCAAAGAUUUACUUUGCUGCCCCUUUAAAACAAUUAAAGGGACACAUCAGGCACCAUCAUAAGGAGCUUAUGACCUUUGCAUAGGUUAGGGCAGUGUAGGCAACCUUCUGCACUCCAGAUGUUGUGGACUACAUCCCCCAUAAUGGUGGGAUGUCAUGGGAGGUGAAGUCCAAAACAUCUGGAGGGCUGAAGGUUGCCUAUGCCUGGGUUAGGGUGUAAGGAUGUCACAUCAUGGUCUACCUGAGCUUAGAUGUUUAUGGCUGAAUCAAUUUGCAUAAAUUACAGCAAUGAUCAAUGCAUCUGCUUGAAUAGUGUCUUUCAAUGCACAUAAAACAAAUCCUCACCUCCUCUGGGUAGCCUUUGUCAAAGAUUUCUGUUGGUGCAAAAUGUACAAUUGCCAGGUUUGGACUGAUUCAUUACUAAAAUUAAAAAAAUCUGCCACUGGAGGUGUCCCUUGGGAACAAUGUAAACACUGCCUUUUCUCUGAAAAGGCCAUGUUUACAGCAACAUGUCUUCCAGGAAGAGGCAGUAGACACCACAUUACUGCUCUUGCAAUGUCCCUUUCAGGGAGGCUAAUAAUUAGCGUGCAGAACCUUUUCACCAACCACACUAAGCUGCUCUGAAAGGCUGCCAUUGUGGAUGCUGGUCUGUGCUCUCUCUCCCAUACCACCUCCUUCAUUCUGUUUACAGACGAAUUUUCCCAGCAGCAGGAAGUAGUAGUCAGGCCUCUGCGGAGCUUGCAUUUAAUUUGCUUCCUCCAUGGCUGGUAUAGGGCAUGGCACUGUUCUUUCAGGCUGAUGGCAGUUAAUGAAUCCCAAAGAACAUAGCAUGUUUAUGGAUAAAUCCUCAAUUGUCUGGGUUAAUGCAGCACAUAUUGGUUAGUAAGAGCUAGUACAGUUGUCCCUACCUUUAUAAUAGAAAUGGUUAUCUGCUUGCUGCAGAGUUACUUUUCAGACUUUCUUGCUUCAACUCAAGUGGAGCUUAGAAUGUCCCCUAACCUUUUCUGUUUCUUGAGCUUGUACAUUUAUGGGUUCUGUCUUCUGGGCGUAGUCUGCACAGGUAUGGGCAUGGCUGCUUAUUUUAAUAACCGUCUUGUAUACAAAUUCCUAUUGCAUAGGCGAUAAGUAGAAAGCAGGUAUCACUAUGGCAAGUUUUGGAACUACUGGAGUUUCACAACAUGUAGGGCUUUUUCACUAAACAUCAAAUGAUAGUGACUGGAAAACAAAAUUGAAAAAUAGACCAAUUUUGCAGUUUAAUAUUCCCUUCACAAAAAUAGUUUUUCAGUGAAUGACAUCCACAUACUUUGAUCUCUGGAGCUUGAACAAUGUUCUGUUCUUGCAAACAAAAGCACUGUAUAAUACGCACCCAUCCUUUGAAAGGAGCAAAGUUUGAAACACUGACAAUAUGUUUCUCUAACCAGCAGGGGGCCAGCUUACAUUACAUAUGUACAAUACCAGUUUGAACAGCGGUUAACACUUGCUAUUUUGCAAAAUUGCCUGUCUUCUUAUGCGCUAGCAUUGUUUACAGUGAAUGACUAAAUUGUAUUAAAGUGUAUUUUGUUUGUUUUUCUAGUUUUGGCAGUUGUACAAUGCAAUCACACUUUUUGGGUUAUCCAGACAUGAAGCAUGCAAAGAGUGGCAGGUAAUGUAUCCAUUCUUCAAUAAUACAGUAAAAUCAUACUCUUUUUCUUUUAUAUUUUCUUGAACACUAGAUAUGUAGGAAUAUAAUGUACAGUAACAGUAGGAAUAAAUAAAGGUUUUAAAAUAGCUUGAAAAUAGGAACUUUCUUUAAUGUUCUGUUUUGUAAGUAUAUACCAACGUGACUGUUGCUAUUGUGUACAUCAGAAUAUGUUAUUGAUUUGAUACAUUCUCCCAUGGUGAACCGAAAUAUAACUUUGCUCCAUUAUUUAUUAUAAAUCCCAGCUGAAAAAGUUAAUACAUAAAAAUAAUGUGCUUUUGGAAUAUUAAAAGGAUGCCUAUUGCGAGGGAACUUAAUUUCCUUGUACAAGCUAUACAGGUUUCCAGCCAUUAAUAUUUCUAGUAUAUUUAUGCACAUUGUUCUGUUUUUUUGUUGUCGUUUUUGUUUUAACAUGAAUGCAGUCAGCGCUUUUUUUUUUUUUUUUUGUCAGACUGUGUUUUUUAUACUUAAAGUUUUUAAAAAUGUAUAUACAAUGUAAACAAAAUGGCACUUUAAAUGUAAACAACAACAAAGCUCGAUCUACUGUAAAGUUUAAUUUUAAAAGUAAGUGAGAAGCUGAUAUGUUUUCUUUGUUAAGCAUAAUAAAUCUGAAGGUUGCUUAGAAAUACUAAUGGUCUAUCUGUUAGAAUGCUUUUGGUUCAGUAAAUCAGAAGGUUGCAAUUGCUUAUAUCUAAUGCCCCUAUUAGAAUGUGACUGCACGCAGUGGCUUAUAAUCCUAGUGACCUCAGAGUAAUUCUUACAAUUCUAUUGAAGUUGUGAGUUUGAAGACAUGUGCAGUGCAUCCCAAAAACAUCUCAAAUAACAUGUUUUUUUAUUAGGCGAUUGCUACUCACAGUCUUGUUUUCAAAACUGUGAACAGGCUAAUGGCAGCCAUGGCAUGGAUCCUUUCAGUUUAUUGAGCACAGUUCCACUCAUUCUUUGAUGUGGGGGUUCAACUAGUUAUCCCAUAAAUCAGGACUUAACAUUUCAAGACCUACACAACUAGUUUGGCCUUAAAGGCAUUAUUUCCAAAGAGGUUUCUUUUUUGUAAAAUUAAGAGGAAAAAAGUCCUGAUUUCAAUAGAUUAACCUUGUUACAUCUAAUCAGCUGUCAGACAACCAAUCCUGUUCCUGUUCAAGAGGCAGAACUUCCCCAGAGCACCUGCCUUGCAAAGACUUCUCAUUGAGCUUUAUCGUGAAGUCUGUGAUUGGACAUAGAAAGUCUGGGUGGAGUUAGUAGGGUAGGGCUUGCAAAGGCUGUAGUCAAGAGAUGUACACCAUUUGCAGGUUUUUAGAUAUAACCCAAUAAAAAGAAUGAAUAAUUAAAUGCAUGCAUGUUUUCAUUGGAGUAUAUCUACAAAACUGUUAUUCAAAUAAAGGAAGACUCCAGUGGAAAUCUUUUUAACCCCUUAAGGACGGCGGGAGUGCUAUGCUGCCCUUGGGGACCUAGCUCUAAACGCCGGAGGGCAGCAUAGCAUGUCCCCGCCGUCCUUUGUACUUAACUUUACAUAGUUAGGUCAUGUUAUUAAUUACAAUUUGCGGGACCUGCCUGACAACCCAGACAGAAAGUCCAGGGAAUUUAAUUUGCUAGCACUAUAUUUAACCCUGUAACUUUCCAAGACACCAUAAAACCUGUACAUGGGGGGUUGCUGUUUUACUCUGAAGACUUAGCUGAACACAAAUAUUAGUGUGUUUUAAAACCGUAAAAUGUAUUCCAACGAUGAUAUCGUCAGUGAAAGUAACAUUUUUUUGCAUUUUUCACACACAAAUGGCACUAACACGGACGAUAUAAUUGUUGUGAUACGUUUUACUGUUUUGAAACACUAAUAUUUGUGUUCAGCGAAGUCUCCUGAGUAUAACCGUACCCCUCAUGUACAGGUUUUUUGGUGUUUUCAAAAGUUAGUCAAAUAUAAGGCUUGCAUUUCAGUUUUUUUCACAUUGAAAUUCGCCAGAUUGUUUACGUUGCCUUUGAGCCUGUAUGGUAGCCCUGGAAUGAAAAUUAGCCACAUGAUGGCAUACCAUUUCCAAUAGUAGACAACCCAAGGUAUUGCAAAUGAGGUAUGUCCAGUCUUUUUUAGUAGCCACUUAGCCACAAACACUGGCCAAAAUUGGAAUUCAAAUUAGUUUUUUGCAUUUUUCACACACAAACAAAUAUUAACACUAAAUUUGGCCAGUGUUUGUGACCAAGUGGCUACUGAAAAAGACUGCACAUACCCAAUUUGCAAUACCUUGGGUUGUCUACUAUUGCAAAUGGUAUGGCAUCAUGGGGUUAAUUCUGAUUCCUGGGCUACCAUAAGUUCUCAAAGGCAACGUAACCAAUCUGGCGAAUUUCAAUGUGAAAAAACUGAAAAAUAUACCAUGCUAUAUUUGACCCUGUAACUUCUCAAAACCCCAUGAAACCUGUACAUAGGGGGUGCUGUUUUACACAUGAGACAUCGCUGAAUACAAAUGUGUAUUUUAUUGCAGUAAGAGCAAACAGUAUAAUGACAUUCACAGUUAAAAUGUCACGUAGAACUUUUUUUUUUUAAAGAUUCUUAUUUUCUCCCAUUUUUUUUUAUAUUUUAUUCAUAUUAAAUUGUUUCAUACCUAAAUAUUUGAUGUUAAAUAAAAUCCCCGUUUCCCCUGAAUAAAAUGAUAUAUAAUAAUUAUGGGUGCACAUAAUAUGAAAGAGGCGAAUUACACCUUAACAGACGUAUAUGGCGCAAAUUCCAGGUUUGUUUACAUUUUGUUUUGAUCACAACUUAUACAUUUGGCUCAGUCCUUAAAGGGUUAAGUUACUCUCCAUUACAAGCCUGGCACGUCCAUGGCACACUCACCAGAGGUGUAUUUUUUUCUUGCUGGGACUUCAUUUUCACUUGCCUAAGACUAGUGGAAUUUUUAUUUUUGGGGGGUGAAUUUUUUUAUGCAUUCUAAAUAUUCAUAGUAAAAAAACCAGAACAAUGAGUGAGCGCUAAAUAACACAGAUUAGCAGCAACCCUAUAAGGGAAUCCCUCAAGAACCCUUAGAAUAAAACACAAAAAAGUAAAAAAUACAAGAAAGGGCUGCGCUUGGAUAAAACUUGAAAUAAUACUGAAAGUCCAGAUAAAAUCAAUGGAUAAAAAGAGAAAGUGUUAUCUGGCAAUGUCCGUUGAAAUCGUAUUCUGUAAUGGUACUUGGUCCAAAACAGUAGUCUUGCUUAUUAUCUUCCUUAUGGACCGUCUCAUAUGCAAGAGAUAAAAACAAAUACAGAGCCAAAAUAGUGUAGUAUAUCUUGAAAAAAGGAAGUUAAAAUGUAAAACUUGAUUGCAAACUCACAUUUAAAAGAGCUAGAACCUGCUCUGGUAUAGAGGGCGUACAGCGGUUUAGAUCCCCGCUUGUAGGAUAUGGAAUGACUUUCCUUCGCGUACUUCCUCCUUCCGUAAUAUGAAAGAUACUCAAAUAAAAAAAGACAGCCAAUAGCGUUCUCUGCGUAAAACUUUGAAUAAAAUAUAUAAAAAUAAAAGUGGAUACUCACAAGACAGGAGCAGGUCAACUGCUCCUGGUAGUUUGCGUUGGUGGUAUAAUCCCCACCAAGGAUUACUUGGAGUCCAGCGAAUAAAAAGGAAUGAUGCCAGGUAACAAUAAUAAAUAUAUGUGUAUAAAAAGAUUAAAUGGUACGAUAAAAGGUUACCAAAUAUACUUUAAUAUAUAAAAUUACGCUGGACUCCAAGUAAUCCUAGGUGGGGAUUAUACCACCAACGCGAACUACCAGGAGCAGUUGACCUGCUCCUGUCUUGUGAGUAUCCACUUUUAUUUUUAUAUAUUUUAUUCAAAGUUUUACGCAGAGAACACUAUUGGCUGUCUCUUUUUAUUUGAGUAUCUUUCAUAUUACGGAAGGAGGAAGUACGCAAAGGAAAGUCAUUCCAUAUCCUACAAGUGGGGAUCUAAACCGCUGUACGCCCUCUAUACCAGAGCAGGUUCUAGCUCUUUUAAAUGUGAGUUUGCAAUCAAGUUUUACAUUUUAACUUCCUUUUUUCAAGAUAUACUACACUAUUUUGGCUCUGUAUUUGUUUUUAUCUCUUGCAUAUGAGACGGUCCAUAAGGAAGAUAGUAAGCAAGACUACUGUUUUGGACCAAGUACCAUUACACAAUACGAUUUCAACGGACAUUGCCAGAUAAGACUUUCUCUUUUUAUCCAUUGAUUUUAUCUGGACUUUCAGUAUUAUUUAAAGUUUUAUCCAAGCGCAGCCCUUUCUUGUAUUUUUUGAAUAUUCAUAGGCAUGAACAGCUCAUUAUUUUAGGGUAUGCACUCAGAGAAAAUUACAAUUUAAACAUUACUUAAAAAUAUACUAAUUUGAAAUACACAUUUACACAAGUAAUAAGCUGUGUACAGAGGUAAACUAUUUCAAACUGUGACAGAAGUGCCCAUAGAGACCAAAAUGGGACAGGACAUGGAGGAUGAUUUGGUCAUGUAUGAGAACCUGACUUGGCUCACCUCCUGCUCACUGCUAUGCCUAUAUAUUUACAUCACUCUGUUGUCUCUUUCAAUUAUAUUAUUCCAAAGGCGUCUACGCCAUUUAAUUAAAAUAAUUGUUAUAUAAUACUUCCUGCGCAAUUCCUCUAACAGGCACAUUGAAUGAGCUUGUUCACCAAGGAUCAGUUGGGGAUGAGUUAGUGUAUGUAACCUGUUCCUGGGUACAUACAAAAAUUAAAUAUGUAUUCUUGUUGCACUAUAAAUCAUGAACUUAUUUGUUUUUUUUUAUUUCCUCCUUUAGUUAUGGGGUGGUUUUAUACCACUUGUCAAUCCAGCCCCAUAAAGUGUUAGCUCGUAUAAAUAUGAUGCUUAAUUAGCCUAUUACCAGAAUCUAUGAAUCAUUCUUUUCAUGUAAAUCGAACAGCAGCUAAGUUUAUCAAAGGUGCAUUGUGGGUGAGGCUCAGGAGAGGCCACAGUCUGCACAAGCACUCAAGACACACCCAGCUAAUACAAACAUUCAGAGGUGACACUGUAUUUAAACUUUCCUAAUAACCGCUCAUCAUCAAAACUAAACAAAAACUCAGUAUGCAUCCAUAAGGCAAAAUUGUUAGAGAGACACUCUAAGCACUUUACAUCUGAAUGACGGACAUCCACUGGAGCAGGGGUUAGCAACCUUUGGCACUCCAUAUGUUAUAGACUAUCCUAUAUGGGAUAUUUAGCCCACAACACCUGUUAUGUCCUCUUGAAGGUGAUACCUCCUGAUCCAUCACUGCUGCCACACAUUUCUGCUAAUCUACACAAGAUAGCAAUUAUAUUCCUGCCAACACUAUCUCUAUGGGGGCCUUUAUUGUGGAGAGGUAACCAACCCUGGAUGUGGAUAUGACAGCACCUUAUACUUAGUGGACACUGGGCACCUCUGAUCUUCUUCCUAGCAGGAGGAGGGUGAUCCAGAUUCAUAACUUAUGAAAAAUUCCUUUCUGCUUAAUCCAAAAUCAAUGUCCUUUAAUAGAUUUCUACUGCCAUAGGCUUUCAGUCAUUGGAAUCUUGUAGAUGAUUUAAAGGGAAACUAUAGGCUAGGAAUACAAAAUCGUAUUCCUGGAACUAUAGUACCCCCCCUUCCUCCUCUCCUCUCAAUCGCAGCACAGAAAGGAUUAAGAAAAAAAACCUUCAUUCAGGGGGCAGAAUAAAGGUAACAGUUAGCGUGAAAUCAGCAAUUUCACUAGCUAAACUAUACUAAUUUCGACCUACAUAAAGUUAUUACGAGAUGGGGAAAAAAAUCUAAACACCAGGGAACCGUAAAACCCACAGGGGCCUGUGAUAUUUGAGGACCUUUUCUUUUGUCCGAUUAAGGCCUCAGGAAUCCCUGUGCCAAAAGAAAAUGGCAACACAACCUCUGCCUCCUGCUAAGAACAAGCGUUAGAUGAGCUGGAUGAAUUUCCAAACACAGGGGGAUUACACCAUCCCUCCUCUGACGAGGAAAAUGAGCUGCCCCCCACUAAAGGAGAUAUAAAAUCCCUUCUCCACCAUAUUCACACGAUGUUUCCCAGCAUCUCUUGGAAUUUGUGAAAACCACCCUUAGGUGAAGAGCAUUUUUGUUUUCAAAAAUGGUUAAAAGGAAGAAGAAAUCCAUCUCUGUUUUAUAUGUAAACAAGCCAUUAGUACCAAAACCCACUAGACUUUCAUGGCGUCCUUCAUACUUACAGUAGCUAGAGAUUAAUAAAACACCAUCACUCUGAGGCAUCUUUCAAAUAGAUCUAAAUUGAUUUGUUUUGAAAUGGCUUUGUAUGUGACUCUAUAAACAUAUAUGUUCUCAGUUAUUCUACAAACUAUGCUGGUCUUUAAACACUUUAUACAUCAUUGGAAUGUCUUGCUUCUUUAGCAUUGGCAGUAUUCGUUUUGUUUGCACAUAUUGCAGUAGAUGGGAUGUAAACAAAUUAAUCUAAACUCUAUGCUUGUUUCAAUCUACAGGUUUUCGUGCUGGCACUCACCUUUCUCCUCCUCUUCCUUGGUAACUUUCUGACUACUUUGAAAGUGGUUCACACUAAAUUUCAGAAGAAUAAACUGAAGAAGCCAUAACACUUUCUUCCACUGGACUGUUUGACUUUCAUUAUGGCUAAGCUAAUCCACUCAUCUUGAAUCACAUACCAAAUGGCUGGAGAAGACAUAAGUGCCCCCCUCUCCUGGAUGCCACAUUGUCUAUUCUAACAUUCAGUAAUAUGAAGUGUUGGUUAAAAGACUGGGUUUGAGCUGCUGCUCCCUAUUUCUCUCUGGGAGAGAAAUGUCCUACCAAACAUUUUUAAGCGUCUUCUGCAUUGUUUUUACUCGUUCCCUCCUGAAUGAGUCCGCAACACAAUGCCACUAGAAUGGUUAUAUGUAUUUACAAUUGUCUUUAUAUAUAGCCUGCAUUGAUGGUAAAAAUCACUACUUUUAAUACAGGCUGUUUAUCUCUUGUCUGUACAGGAUACUGCCAUGUUUUCUUAGUAGUACUUGCAUGAUGAUACUCCUUACUGAUAAGGCGGUUCAUUAAUGACCUGUAGUGAGAAAUGCUGGACCGGUUAGUACGAGAAUCCCAAAGGAUGGAGUUGAACAGCCUUGCAGUGUAAUUUUUAAUUGAUAUUUUUUUUUUGUUUUCUAUCCUCUUUGAAGGGGUUAGUACAUUUUUAAUAUUUACAGCUGGAAACUAUGUAUGAAUAACGUCCCUACAGCAAAGGGAGACUGCCUUUUAAUUACACUGUAUGGUCAUACAAUGUUUACAUGAUAAUGCAGAAACUGUUGGACAAAUGUCUGUCUGUAUGGGAGGAAUGAAAAUAAACUUUCAACUACAGUGCAUUUCCUUUGAUAUGUGUUGAACAAAUUAUUUGUAUAUGUGUUUGUAUAUCAGGGCAUUCAGAAUAUAUUCAGUCCGUUUCAUUGUAUUUUCACCUUUUUUAUGUUGCAG
Pelobates cultripes (western spadefoot toad) is the source of this 52374-nucleotide messenger RNA. Lineage: Eukaryota; Metazoa; Chordata; Amphibia; Anura; Pelobatidae. The record is from the annotation of a GenBank genome assembly.